AUGCAGGUGGAAAAAUAUGAGAUUAUUACCAUUACCCUGCCUGACUUCCUGUACGUCCUGCUGCAUCUAAGGAAGGUGUCAUGCGGUAACCCUUCCGGGUUCGGCACUUCCGCGAUGCGGAGCUGACCCCGCCCCCCUCUGACGUGGCUCUGGCUGUACUUAAGCAGUCCUACUUCCACCAUACUCGCCGGCUCCUGAGGCUCUGACAAUGUGGGACCGACUUCCUGGUAUACACACCGGCUCCAAAGACUCUGACAAGCCGUCCUAGCCUUUGAGCUAAUGCAUGGAUGAUACUGCAUGCCAACGAGGAUUACUGGAGAACUGAUACUUGUUAAUUAUCAAGUGGACUAUAACUUUGAACUCUCGGAGGACAACUCACCUUAACCUUAAGUAUACCUUUCAGCUAUUCUCUGCUAUCUCAUUUAUUGAUGAACUAUUUACUGCUUGCUUAAAACUUCUCUGCUUCAAGCUACUAAUUAUAUGGAGGACAACUACCAUCAAGCUUAAUCACUAGGAACUGUUUCUUGCUUUGCAAAUACUUUGCUACCUGCUAAAAAUCAUUAUUGAAGAUUAUUCCUAGCAACCUAAUGAAUCUUAUUUAAUAUAUCUCUGAGGAAAUACUUAUUGAUGAACUUUGUAUUGUUUAAUGACUUUCACUUAUUCUUAUUGGAUUCUUAUCGAGGUCCUCUCCUGCCUCCCUCCCUGUUUGUGGGCCAGUGAGGGAGAUCUUUGAUUUUUGGGAUUAGGGUGUACCCAAGCACACCUCGCACACAUCGUGCGCACGCCUAUGAAUGUCAAUGUAUUAUUAGGCUUAACAUUUGUAUCAAUGAAGAAGAAUUGUAUUUCUUAAGUUCUAGGGGAAUUAUGGUAUUAGGUAUAGAUUGCAAAAGCUUACACUGAGAGUACAUUUAAUAUUGUAUUUUAUCAAUUGCUGCUGCAUUACUGUCAGAGGCCAAUUGUGUUUCAGUGUCCUUAUAUGUACAUUGUACAGUCAUAAUAAAGUUGAAUCUGAAUGCAUGUGCAAACCUCAUUUACAUGUUGCUUAAAAAAAACGUAUAUUCAUUGUUCAAAAUGGAUGCACAGACAAAACUCGUAUAUUCUCUUUAUGUGAACAGCAUAAACAUAAUUGUGUACUUUAUGCAGCAAUAUAAAUGAUCAGAAUUGCAAAUCAUUUUCACAAUCUCUGUGCGGCAUGUGCACUGAAAUAAACUAUGCCUGCUAAAUAAAAAUAAGGGAUUUACAGAUAGCUCUAAAAAUAAUAUGGUAAUAACACAUUAAUUGCCAGUUAGGCAUACAAUACAUUAUUUAUCAUUUCAAGAUUUCAUAUUGUUAAGAAAUACAGGCUGUCCACUAGAGGGAGCAAUAUACAUAAGAUUCUCAAGAGGAGAGAGUCCUUUAGAUAUCCCACUCACACAGAAUUAUUUACUGAUUCAAGGUGAAUUCAGAAUGAAUUUCAAAUCUAAGUUAAGAGAAGUUGAAAGGAAAGCAUAGUUAGAUACAUUUUCUCCAAUCCAGGUAUUUUGAUGUUUUGAAUUUUGAAACUCACCCUGAUUUCUCAGGUAGACGAGACACGAUAUGGACAUCAGUUUUGAAUGGCUUCUGUCAUUGAUCUAUUUUCCAAUAACUUUUUAUGUAUGCAUUAUGAUGUGAAGUUUAUUUAUGAUUAUGAAGUGUAUAAAGGUAAUAUGUGUUUUAUUUUUUAUGAAAGCUCUACUCUGUCACGGGUUGUCAUGGGCCCGGUGGUCCUAUGGACGCUGGCGUCUUCUCACUGUGAAAAUCACAAUGAGAAGCACACAAGCGCCUCUAGCGGCUGCGUGCUUCUUACCUUUACUCCAGUAUACUGGUGCUGGCUCCACCCCCUGAUCUGCCUCCUUAGCUGACAUCACCAGAAGUGAUGACUUUAGCCAAUCACAAUUGUUUCCUAUAGGAAUGCAUUGGAUUGGCUUAGAUUGUCAAUUCUGGUGAUCUCAGCCAAGGAGGCAGGCCAAUUCCUGGCACUAUAGUGGUCCUUUAAUCAAACAAACAAACAAAUAAAUGAAUGACUGAACUGCAUGAAGGAAGUUUUGUCCAACAAGCAGUUCAGUUUUAAUUUUUUUUCCCCUCAUGUGUGUUUUGUGUUCGACCAUUCAUCAUUAUGAAGAUAAGCCAAAUUGCUUGAAUGGAUGCCCAAGUCUGCUGGCUAAUACCAGUAAUCGGUAUUGCAGCGACCUGCAGAAAUCAGGAAUUCUUAAACCCCAGCUUGCAACUACAUGUGACAGCUAAUAGGUAACCACCAGUCAGACACUGACUAACCACAGACAGGUCAGCCAAUCAGUAAGCAGCAAAACCAGUGAAUGUUCACAUAUCUUAGUGGAACUAUCAGUUUGCAUGUGUUGUUAUUUUGUGGAAUGCUUGAAAUUACAGCUCAAAGUCUGAGGACAUUACUGUUAAAUAUUGAUAGGAAAUUGCUUGCACUGCUGAAUUUCACACUAGCAAAUACAAAUACUCACCACUGAGCCAUAGUAAUAACAACCAUAGGACAGGCGGUAAGUUUAUUGUUUCAGACUUUUGUGAUACAGACAAUGUUAUCAAGAAUUGUUAUUGCAAGACUUACAAUUUAAUAACCUUUAAAUGUGUUAUGCAAAUUUAUUUUGUGCGAUGCAACAGUUACCAAAAAUAACCUUUUUUUUUUUUUUUUUUUACAUUAUGUAAUAUUUAAAAAGUCUAAACAGGCUCAUUUUCAGUGUCCUAUAUGGUUUAAAGGAACUGUCAUUACAUUUUUCAAUAUCUUCAUAUAAUAUUUAUAUUGUAUAAUUUCAUUAUAUAAAUUUUUCAUUCGAGUAUAAUGAAUUCUCCGAAGAAACCACUCAUCUCCCUUUCCCACUCCUUUCUGACAGCCAUCGUUAUGUUCCUUUGGUGGGAUUAUCAGUUAUCCCAGCCUCUUCUCACUAUUUUGCAAUUUAGCUUUUCAAAAUCACCUGACAAAAAGUGCUAUAUUCUAAAAUAUCAUAAGAUUUUUUUAUUUUUUUUUAAAACAUUAAACAAUUGCAAAAUAAUGAGCAUUAGGUUAGAUAUCUGUCAAUCCUAACGGAAGGUGCAUACAGGUGGCAUCAGAAAAGGGGAAUGAAGGAGGUAGACAAGGGAUUUUAUCAAAUAUUUCUGCACAAAAUAAAUUUUAAAAAUAACAACAAUAAAAGAAAGUAGUGUGUGUAUAUAUGUGUGUGUGUAUAUAGGAAUGUGUCUGUAAGUGUACAUGUUGAAUAUGUGUAUCUAUAUGAAUGUGUGAGUAUAUAGGAGGAAUGUCUGUCUGUGUAAAUGAAUGUUCAUGUAUGUAAUCUAUUGCAUGCCUUAUCUAUUGCAUGUGCCGUCAGGGAGCGAAAGGCAAGCUGGCUACUAGGAUCACUCUAUUAAUCAGUGUUUAAGUUCUCUGACAGACCACUAGACUUCUCUAGUUUCUUCUUCAACAUUGUAACAUCUGAUGAAAUUAAGUGACUUUUCGAAACUCUCUCCUCCAAGCAUGGCAAAGGAAGCACCACCACGUACCUGUUUACCUACUUGUUCAAUAUUCAUUGGUUGCUGCCUGGAUAUCCCCAUGUAUGUAAUCCAGGCCCGGACUGGCCAUUGGGCAAACCGGGCAAAUGCCUGGUGGGCUGUGAUGGCCAUUGGCCGAGGCCAGCAGGAGAGAUCCAGGGAUCUCCCCUGCUGGCCCAUGCAGGGCACCACCGGCCAUAAGAGGAAGUUCUCAUGGACCAUGCACGCAGGGCAAGUAGUCUGUCUUUUUAUGAGCGCCGAUAUUAUCAGAGCGUUGCCAUGGUAACCCGCGGCAAAGCUCUGAAAAAGCAGUGCUCGCAAGAGGUAGAGACGUGGUCUGUACCAUGCGGGGUACAGACUAAAUAACAUGCCGACUGCACCACCAGGGAAUACCUUGCGGCAUGCCCCCUCCCACUGGACCACCAGGGAUCUGCGUGCUCCCUCUCCCCCUGCAAGGUAAUAAGGGAAAGGGGGAGAAAAUGUGUUGUUUUUUUUUGGUUGUUUUUUAUUUUAUUUUUUUUAUUAUUCAAUUACUGUAUACUAACUAUAUCCACACACCCUCUCAAACUUGCACACUAUACACACUAUAAACCCAUAAACACACACCACAGCCCCUGCACUAACACAAAAACACACUAUAAACCCAUAAACACACACCACAGCCCCUGCACUAACACAAAAACACACUAUAAACCCAUAUACACACACAUCACAGUCCCUGCACUAACACACAAACACACUACUCACACUCUAAACCCCUAUACACACACUACAGCCCCUGCAUUAACACAAAAACAUACUAUACACACUCUAAACCCAUAUAUACACACUACAGACAAUGCACUAACACACUACACACUCUAUAUCCCUAUAUGCACACUACACCACCCACACUCACACAAACAAACACACUACACACACUGCACUCCCAACACUCACAUAUACACACACACACUAAACACUAGCCACAAACACCCACAAACACAAAUAGUCUGACCAGUGGCGUACACAUGACCCAUGGGGCCCCGUGCGAAAAUUGAUCCGUGGGCCCCAAGAUGGCCGGGCCGCAACACACGACGGUGGGCACCUGGUCCCAGGGGUUACAGGGCUGCGACCCCUGCGACUGCGGUAUGUACGCCAGUGCAUGCAGAUGCACACACACUUAAAGGACCACUACAGACACCCAGAUCUCAUCAGCUCAAUGAAGUUGUCUGGGUGUCAGGUCCCUCUAGUUUUAACCCUGCAGCUGAAAUCUAUGUUUCACUGAGGGUUAAUCCAGCCUCUAGUGGCUGUCUCACUGACAGCCGCUAGAGGAGCACACUGAAUGUCCAUAGGAAAGCAUUGAGUAAUGCUUUCCUAUGGGCGGUUUGAAUGCGUGCGCAGUCGCAUUCGGAGCUGAGAGGCUGAGGGAUCCCCAGCGCCAAGGGAGUCCGGCGCUGGAGAAAGGUUAGUGCUGAAGACACACACACUCUCACUUACAGACGCAUACACACUAGCUAACAGACACACACAUUUACUGACAGAUACACACUCAGCGACAGACAUACAUACACACUCACUUACAAAACAUACACUCUCAUUGACAAACACAAACUCACAAACAGACAUCAAACAGACUCACUAACACACACACACACACACACACUCAGUAAUACACACACAGUAACACACUCACUGACACUCACUAGCAGACACACACACUCACACUCACACUAACACUCACUCUAACACUCACACUAACACUCACUCUCACUCUAACACUCACACACACUCUAACACUCACACUAACACUCACUCACUCUAACACUCACACACACUCUAACACUCACACACACUCUAACACUCACACUAACACUCACACUCACUCUAACACUCACUCUAACACUCACUCUCACUCUAACACUCACUCUCACUCUAACACAUUAACAAUCACAUUAACACUUUUUUAUUUUAUUUAUUUAAUCCCCCCAGCCUCCUUACUUUUUGGAGUGCUGGGGGGAUUCCCUGGGGUCCAGUGGUGCUGCUGGGCUCCUGAGCGGGUGGCCGGUCAGGCAGGCAGGCGCGCGUGCGAGGGAGCACUCAGCUCAGUGCUUCCUCUUCAGCUCCCUCGCACGCCGCGUAGGGAUGCCGGAGCCGGAAGAUGAUGUCAUCUUCCGGCUCCGGUAUCAGUGCGGUGCGCGAGGGAGCUGAAGAGGAAGCACUGAGUGCUCCCUCGCGCGCCUGCCUGCCUGCCCGACCGGCCACCCGCCUGUUGGGCCGGGCCCGGUCGCAGCCGCGACCCCUGCAACUCUGGUAUGUACGCCACUGAGUCUGACCUAUACACAUGUAAUCUCAAAAGCAGCCUUCAAACACAUACAACACCACAGGGAGCAUCUCCACACAUGCACAACACACUUUGACAGCCCUGUUUCACAUUUCUUCUUUGGUAUCCCACUAUUGAGCACACCAGAGACAAGUCAACAGCAAAGGCAGUGUAUGAUUACAUUGCACAACACCCCCAAUAAACAGGACAUUUACUUCCCCUAAGAGCACUGGAUGCUCUGGAGGGGCAUCAUAGGCGUGCGCACAGGGUGUGCUGGGUGUGCCUGGGCACACCCUAAUACCCGCAGCCCACGCAUGGAUCGAGGCCGGCAGGGGAGAUCACAGGAUCUCACCUGUCGGUUCAUGCAGAGCCGGCGCUAUCCAAGCGCUAGCCCUGCAGUGUGCCUCCAUGGGCCGGUGGGGAGAUCAAAGAUCUCCCCACCGGCCCACAGGCAGGGAGGGAGGCAGGAGAGGACCCGGGCAGCUCUAGCCAGCAGCUUCCUCUCGCGGAGCAGGCUAGAGUUCACUCACACUAGGACCACCAGGGAUGGCAGCAAGGAUCCCCCCUCCCAGACAAAAGGUAAGAAGGGAGGGGGGCUAUUUCCUAAUCUAUCCCCUCCCACCCCCACACUCAAUCACUCCAAACAAAUUCACACACACACACAGCACCCUCACACACACACACUGCACACUAACAGCACCCUCACACACACACCCACACACAGCACCCUCACAGCACACUAUCACACACACAUACACACAGCACACUAUCACACACACACACACGGCACCCUCAGACACACACACAGUGUUCUAGGGUGGAUUGGGUAGUUUCUGUGAUGUUGACUCUGGUACUAUCAAAGGAGUCAGAAAUAUCAUCAUCAUCAUUCCCAUAUCCUCUGCCAUGUCUACUGGCAGCCAGUACCUAGCACUAACAAUAGUUCUACUGCUGGUAGUGAUAGGUGCUGGCUGUGUUACAGCUGUUCUUGUGCUAAUGUGGCAAGCCUCACUUUCUUUCAUCAACAACACUGCUUCUUGGUGUUUGCAGAGAUAUUGAUUCAUUCUGGAGCUGGUGAGUUGACUCAACACUCUCCCCCAGCUAUCUUCCAUCCUACAGAAUCUACUGCUCAACACCAAUGCUUUUGCAGUGAUCCAACACGUUUGUAUAGCUUGACUCAGUAGUAGCCUCCUCUGGCAUAACAGGUGAUAGUGGUGAAGCUGGUAGUAAAACCUAUCCUAAGUACUGAUUAUCAUUCUAGUGGAGGUAGUAGGAUGGGUAAUGGAGGGCAAAAUUCUAAAGUUUCAUCAGGCUGCUCUCAAACAAAUAGAAAGGUUUCAAAAGACAGAUUAAGGAACAGUGUGCACACACACAAAACAACAAUACAGUUUUGCAUUUUACAAGGCUUCUUAAAAUCACCUAUCUCAGCAAACAAAUAGGGUAAUUGAGUUCCACCAUAUGGCCAUAUUUUGUUAAGCCCACCACUACGUCACAAUACCCCAACAUUGGUGGGUUCUACACUAAAUUUAACAUGGGAGAUUUACAUGCUAAAUUUCAAUACCUACUGUUUAAAUGUUUUACAGAGAGUCUCCUGAAUUUAUGCUUUCCUGUGGUCACCUCUAAAGGGGCACCUAUAAUGGCUGGGUGGGGUGCUUAGCCUAAUGGGAAUUUGGUCUGGAUUCCAAAUCUACACAGAAAAAAAGUGGAAUUGGGGGGCACACCCGGAACAUGCAUUUCUAAGUAGUGGUGCUACCGCAAAUAGCUAAAUAUAUACAAAAAGCGUAUUAAGAAACAUUGCACACACACAAACUAAAAUGUAUGCACUUUUUUAUUUUAUCAUUGUCAGUCUAUGAGGAUUCAUGUAAUAAGAUUACCAUGUAAAUCACAUGUUAGGCCCAGUUACAAGUCAAUAAUGUUUUUGGACUUCUGUGGCAUUAUGGGCAGUAUAAUUAUCUGGAAAAUUUUGAUUGUGAUCACUUGCAGGCCUUAGUGCUACAGCGCUCAGUGACGGAGGCCAUUAUGGCGGCCAUGGGGUCCAUUUCAUCAGCCCUGUCUCAAACUAUCUCCCAUGCCCUUCUCACCUGUCUGAGAGAUGCUUCAUUUACUGGCUCUACGGUGCGCCACACCCGUCUAGCAGUGGAUGCUUCAGGUGUGGCACCCAGGAAGGCUCUACGCAAAGCCAAGCAUAACUCCCCCUCUGCCUCCAGAACCCCUAUGACUGGCGUACCUUCAGUCGCUCAGAAAGCGUGUCUCAUCCACGCGAGAGAGCCUUUCCGUGCCAGGCAGAACGGGAGCGGUGAUGGAAAUGUGCGAGGGCACAAAAAGAGAGUGACUCCGGCUCAGAAAUUGGGUCUGGUGAGGAGUCUGAGAGCGGCUCUUGAGAGGGAUUCCGCUGAGUUGGGCCUUGACCUCUUUUCCUCUGCUCAGACGGAAAUGUCCAGAGGCGAUCUUGGGGCUUCUCCUUCCGCGGACGCAGGGACUGCCCUCAUGGAUCCAUUGGGCGAGCCCUUGUUCGACCCGGAUGAGUUCCACCUUCCGAGGUCGGCUGAGUGGCUCCCAGCGGACCAUGUGGCCCGAUACCUUGAGAAUUGGGUACGGCGCCCACUCAGCAAAGCAGCCCGCAAUAAACUUAGGACAGAGUGUUCUAGGCCUGUAGUGUCUAACAAAGGGCUGGAUUCUGCACUUAGAUCGUGCCAAGACAAACACCUUGAUGUGUUUAGACCCCUAGUGAAAUUGGAAAUUGUCCAGAGAGCAAUUUGCAUCGCCGGGACGGUAUAUGCCUCCCUGUCCAUGGAACGGCAUGAAGCCAUCCUGUUUAAAAUAGAGCCAAAAUUGUUCAAUCUUGCCCUCCCUGAGGCUGGUAAAGACGCCCAGGGCUUUUUAUUUGGCGAUUCCUCCAUUAAGGAUCUGGGAUGCUUGAUAGGGGCAUUUACUGCCCUUAAUAAGGCCCAAUCCUCUGUGCGAAGGGUAUUCUAGGGGCAGGUCUCUAUUAGCACUAAACCGGCUCAAGAAGCCCAUACGGUGAGUUCACAUACACCUCAAAUUUUUUCUCAUGUUUGUGUAGGGGGCAGACUCCGUCAGCCCAACUGCCCUAGGCAUGACAGAUCUCGGUCACCCCCUAAUUUAAAAGUACCUGUCCCUUCCGGCCAAGUCCACUCGUCUUCCAGUUAACUUACACACAUUUUGACUGACAGACACACACUCUCAGAUACACUGACAUACACACUUAUACACUCACUGAUUUGACACAAUCUGACACACAUACAAUCAUUUAGACCAGAAUUCCCCAACUCCAGCCCUCCAGAUGUUGCUGAACUACAACUCAUGAUUCUAUGAAUUAAAUAGAUAGGAUGAGAAUCAUGGGAGUUGUACUUCAGCAACAUCUGGAGGGCUGGAGUUUGGGGAAGCCUUAUUUAAACACACACUGACAGAUGCACACACUCACUGACAGACACACUCACUGACAGAUGCAUACACUUACUGACAGACACGCACAAUCACUCAGACACGUUCACUGGACACACACACUCACAGGCACUCACUGACAGACACACAGACACACACACACUUUCAAUGAAACAAACACACUCACUGACAGACACACACACUCACUGGCAGACACACACACUCCCUCACACUCACUCAAAUUCACUGACGCACACACUCACUCACAUUCACUGACACUCACUCACAUUCACUUAAACACACACACUCACAUUCACUGAUACACUCACUCACAUUCACUGAUACACACACACACUCACUUCCUCACAUUCCCUGACACAAACACAGUCACAUUCACUGACACACACACAGUCACACUCAUUGAUAAACACAUACAUUUUCCCCCAACACUCACAAUUAUUAUUAUAUAAAUAUAAAUCCACCCAGCCUCCCUACUUUUGGGAAAACUGGGUGGAUUUUUCACCUGGGCUCCAGUGGGGCUGGCCUGGCUGCUGGGCAGGUAGGUGGCCAGAUGUGCAGGUGGGCGGGCGCUCUAAGUUGUCAACGAGAGAGCUGCAGAGUGAUGCCGGGAGCCGGACUGAUGUCAUAUGCAGGCUCCCGGCAUCACUGUGGGUCGCACAAAAGAGCUGAGCAGAGAGAGCUCAGUGGAAAGUGCUCCCUCUCCACCUGCCUGGGAAACAACUGGCCGCCUGCCCUGGUGGAGCCCAAAGGUGGCCAGCAUAAAACAAGGCAUUAGCCCGGGCAUUUGGGGCAUUUGCUGCCCCCUGGAAAUUGGCCGAUCUGUUUCUCACUCAGAGACCGCAGGUUGAUCAACGAGGAUUUGUUGGCCUUCCGUGACAACGAGGCAAUCGAACUGGCCCCUCUGGAUCCCAAAGGGGUCAUAUAUUUCUAGUGGAAAAGAAAGGCGGGCAGAUGCACCCUGUCAUCAACAUACACCCAUUCAAUGCUAUAGUUGGUUACCGCCAUUUUCAGAUGGAGGGCAUCCACCUUCUGAGGGACCUACUCCUACACGGAGAUUGACUGGUGAAACUAUAUUUGAAGGACGCAUAUCUGACGGUGCCCGUAGCCAAACCUUCUCGAGAUCUACUUCGAUUCUGUUGGUAGGACAGUGUUUGGCGUUUUACAUGUCUUCCUUUUGGUCUCUCCUUUGCACCCUGGUGCUUCACAAAGCUGCUCUGCUCAGUGAUGGCCUGGCUACGCAGUCGGUCUACCUGGACGAUAUCCUUAUCAUGGUUCAGGAGCGCUCCAUCCUCACGCAACAUCUGCGAUGGACCGCGAACCUACUAUGUCAACUGGGGUUCAUCGUCAACUGGGAGAAAUCCUGUCUGAGCCCGUCCAGGGGUAUGGAAUUUCUAGGUUUCCUCGUGGAUUCAGAGGAAGAAUCGUUGAGCUUUCCGUCCUCCAAGAUUCGCACGAUCUGCAAAGAUCUUCGCAGGGUGCUCCUCCGUUAGCGGAUUACCCCGCAUCACUUGGCAAGGCAUAUUUGUCUCCUGGCCUCAUCUAUCCAGGAGGUGUUCCCGGCCCCUCUCCAUUACCGGGCACUCCAAAGGUUGAAGAUCGCUCAUCUACGAGAGGGUGCGUCUUAUGCGGAUCUGGUCACCCUGGAUGGUUAAACGAAGGAUGAACUGGAGUGGUGGAUCAUGAACCUAUCUGCGUGGAACAGCAGGGCGAUCUUUGGUUCACAACCGGAGUUCACCAUAGUCUAGGAUGUGAGUCUCCACAGUUGGGGUGCUCACUGCAAAGAUGUGUCGACAGGGGUUCGUUGGUUGGACUCCAAAUCCAGGAUCCACAUGAACGUGAUGGAACUUCUGAUGGGUUCUUUUGCAAUCCGGAGCUUCGCCAGUGACCAAGCACAGUCGUGGAUUCGCCUCUGCAUGGACAACAUCUCGGCAGUGAGGUAUGUCAACCUCAUGGGCGGCACCCAGUCGGCGGUCCUGGCCAGAGUUCUAUCUGGCUCGGAACUUGGUGGUCCAAGCGUUAUAUCUACCAGCCUACCCAAUGUCCAGGCGGAUUGGAAUUUACAGUAUCUUUCGGACAACAGCGACUGGAAAUUGGACACAGAGGUGUUCUCAACUAUGUCGUCUCUCUGGUGUCCUUUUGUUAUCGACCUUUUUGCCGCAUGACUAAACGCCCACGGUUUUUCAACUGGAGACCAUACCCGACAGCAGAGGCCGUGGACGCUUUCCUGCAAGACUGGCAAGGGGAGCCCCUGUAAGCACCCCCCCCCCUCCAUAAUUCCACACAUGCUCAAUCAGGUUCAACGCCAACGAGCCAAACUGGUGCUUUUUGGGGGAUGCAGUUGUGGCAGCUCCCGGAACUAGACGGUCAUAUGGGUCAGCUUGGCGAGCUUGGGCUGGCUUGUGCCUGGUUAGGAACAUGUAUCCUGUUUCAGCCCCUGUGACAGAGAUUCUGGAAUUCCUAACUUCUUUAUUUACAUAGAAACAUAGCAUGUGACGGCAGAUAAGAACCAUUUGGCAGAUCAAGUCUGCCCAAUUUUCUAAAUACUUUCAUUAGUCCCUGGCAUUAUCUUAUAGUUAGGAUAGCCUUAUGCCUAUCCCACGCAUGCUUAAACUCCUUUACUGUGUUAACCUCUACCACUUCAGCUGGAAGGCUAUUCCAUGCAUCCACUACCCUCUCAGUAAAGUAAUACUUCCUGAUAUUAUUUUUUAAACCUUUGUCCCUCUAAUUUAAGACUAUGUCCUCUUGUUGUGGUAGUUUUCUUCUUUUAAAUAUAGUCUUCUCCUUUACUGUGUUGAUUCCCUUUAUAUAUUUAAAUGUUUCUAUCAUAUCCCCCCUGUCUCGUCUUUCCUCCAAGCUAUACAUGUUAAGAUCCUUUAACCUUCCUGGUAAGUUUUAUCCCGCAAUCCAUGAACCAGUUUAGUAGCCCUUCUCUGAACCCUCUCUAAGAUAUCAAUAUCCUUCUGAAGAUACGGUCUCCAGUACUGUGUACAAUACUCCAAGUGAGGUCUCACCAGUGUUCUGUAUAAUGGCAUGAGCACUUCCCUCUUUCUACUGGUAAUACCUCUCCCUAUACAAACCAAGCAUUCUGCUAGCAUUUCCUGCUGCUCUAUUACAUUGUCUGCCUACCUUUAAGUCAUCAGAAAUAAUCACCCCUAAAUCCCUUUCCUCAGAUGUUGAGGUUAGGACUCUAUUAAAUAUUCUGUACUCUGCCCUUGGGUUUUUACGUCCAAGAUGCAUUAUCUUGCACUUAUCCACAUUAAAUGUCAGUUGCCACAACUCUGACCAUUUCUCUAGUUUACCUAAAUCAUUUGCCAUUUGGCUUAUCCCUCCUGGAACAUCAACCCUGUUACAUAUCUUAGUAUCAUCAGCAAAAAGACAUACCUUACCAUCAAGACCUUCUGCAAUAUCACUAAUAAAAAUAUUAAAGAGAAUGGGUCCAAGUACAGAUCCCUGAAGUACCCCACUGGUGACAAGCCCAAGCUUCGAAUAUACUCCAUUGACUACAACCCUCUGUUGCCUGUCACUCAGCCACUGCCUUACCCAUUCAACAAUAUUUGAAUCUAAACUUAAAGAUUGCAGUUUAUUGAAAAGCCUUCUAUGUGCAACAGUGUCAAAAGCCUUAUUUUCUCUUCUGUGUGUGAUUUGGAAGCUCUUAUAACUUGCUUAGCCUCUUUCUGCCUAAUCUUAUAUCUUAUAAUAAUUGUACUUGACACUGGCAGGGCUUACCGAAGAUCAAUCUGUACAGGUAGGCCAUAUCUUCGACCCACCGUGGUUUUGGUAUGUCGACAUCUACGCGACUUCCAUCUCUCUCGUUCGCCUAGGCCGCAUUAUUCAUCUACUUGAUGUCUCUGUUGUUCUGUCUUUUCUCUCUGCUUGGCUUUCUAACCAGGAUCUCUUGUUAUGCCAGUUGACGGCUAAAUUGGUUUGUCUCUUUUGCCUCACCUUUUGCAAAAGGGUGUCGGAUGUCCAUGCUUUGGAUUUUGAUGACAGAUCAUACACUCCGGAGGGUGUGACUUUCAAUAUUUCCAGACGUUCUCAGACUUCUAUUAAGUCAGUAUCGUAUCCAGCUUUCCCUUCGAAACCGGCUUUUUGUCCGUUUGCAUGUUUACGCAAAUAUGAGGAUCGUACCAGGCAACAUCGUUCUGCAUCUGUGCACUAACUUUUCUUGUCUUUUCAUCCUCCUUUUGCUCCAGUUGUGAGCGCUACGUUGUCCCGAUGGUUGAAGUGGAUUUUGGACCAAAUGGGUAUCGACAUUUCUGUUUUUGGAGCGCAUUCUGUUAGGGGAGCCUCUGCCUCAUCGAUUAUACAACUUCUUAGUAAGGGUUAAGGAAAUAUCUGCUUAUACACUUAUUAGCGCUCCACACACCGAUUAAACGUUUCUUCUUGAUAAUCUUUUUUCUGCUCAUCGAUUAUGGCAUCGGGUGCAUGUUUGGAGGGCGUAUGAGGAUGGCUGCUUGGUCACGCGAAAUCAACGUUUCGUGAAUUUUAUUUACAGCCUAUUGCUCAUGUGUUUUCUGCGGUUGAUCAGCUUUAAACUUGCAAUAUGAGCCUCCGUGUCUUGUCAUAAAAUGACAUGAUUUUCCUAUUACAUGACGUAACGUCAUGAUUUUAUUAAAGACAUGGAGGCAAGCAUUGUCCCACCCGUUAUGAAGCAAUUUCUCAGCUUUUGUUUGUUCUGUUUUCCCACCCAUGUUGUUCGUUAUAGGUGAUUGGAUUAGUUGGUAUGGUAAGUGCGGCUUUGUAUUUAUGAGGUUUGGUUUUGAUUAUACCUGUUUAGAGUUCUGGGAUGGGCUGUUGUUCAUUUUGGGAUGUAGAUUAAUGCCUAUAGUUAUUCUGGCCUUGAUGUUGGUCUAUAGUACCGAUUUAACCCUUGGGCUCCUGUUCUUUAUGUUUUCACAGCAUGAUCCGGACCUGUUUAAUGUCUCUUUGCCUUGGAGGAGCAUUAUCUUGUUGGAGCUGUUCCAUUGUUUUCCUGGAUUGCUUUCCUGUUGUCGAUUAAGUGGUCCUGUGUUCUCGGUUAUGAAUUUCUACGUUUCGUUUGCUGAUGGAUUAUGUCUGCUGGUUUUCUGUUUUGCAAACCUUCUGUUAUGGUGUGUCGCAUCUUCAAGAAAGAGGAAGAUCUGAGGGUGGUGCCUGCUAUUAUACUAGGACUUGGCUUGGAGUGGCCUAUGUUACUAUGUCUGCAUUCUUUUUCCAUUCUUUUUUGUAUUCUUUGCUUCUUUUGGUGGACAGUAAAGAAUAUGCAAUACUCGCCUCUGUGUCUUUAAUAAAAUCAUGACUGUACUUCAUGUAAUCGGAAAAUCAUGUAAUUUUCUACUAUCCACACUGCUUGAGUUCCUGUGAUCCUUGAUGUGUUCCACUGCUACUCCUGGGAAGUGGAAAGAGGGAAUACAGUUGCCACAACAAUACAGGGAACCCUAUAGACUGUUUGACAUUUUAAUGUAAAACAGUGAAGCGCUAUAUACUUGUAAAGUGCAACCAAUGUGCUUAAAUGUGCUAAGUGCAAAAUAUCAAAAGGGUAAUAACUUAACUGGCAGAAAUAACCGUCUGUAGUGGGCCAGCAAGUAUACCUUGAAAGGGAAAUCAAUACAAAAUAGUGUAAAACUUUAAUACAUAUGAUAAAACAAGAAAUCCUAUAUGGAACACUCACAUGAUUCAGAGCUAAUAAAACUAGCUCUGGUGUGUGAAGCCAUUGGUCCAUUUAGGCGACCUGCCCCUCUCUUGUGUUGAUUCUUAAAGUGGAUCCUUUUUCUAGUGGUGUAUCUCAGGAUAGAGGGAAUAGGUAGAAAUAGUGUGAUAUUACUUUAAGAAGAGAGCUUGAUAUGUGUUAACAAUUAUACUCACAAUCAUGGAGCCUAGAUCCACACCACCUUCUUUGAAAAGUGCAGGAACUUCGGUGAUGGUAUUAAAAAAUUACUUUAUUAUAAUAUUUAAAACAAAAUAAAUGUACUAUAAAAUACCAAUAUACAGUCCUUGUAUCAUCCAGAAACACAUUUCACCUUCUGUUGGCUUCCUCAAUGAUACCGGAUUGAUUGAUAUUUUGCACUUAGCACUUUGGUUGCACUUUACAAGUAUAUAGCGCUCCACUGUUUUACAUUAAAUUGUCACUGUUUGACCUUGUCCAUCUUGUACGUUAUUGCUCUUUAAAGUUAACAAUACUAUUUGUGACUGUAUUACACUAUGUUGUGUUUCAUUCUGAUAUAGGUGUAGCCCAUUCUGAGAUUUUUAGUGCAAUACAUACAGCAGGUCUCUGCCUGUCUACCACAUGAUUGUGUUGUCCUGUAAGGAUGCCAGGUCUGGUGUGGGCCCUGUGGCGUGGAUGACUUGCAUAAUUUAUGCUGGUCUCACUUUCCCAACAGAAAUCCUCUCUGUUUAUCUGUCCUCACGUUCACAACAGCCAUGUGGCCCAUUUUAAUUGGAGCUUGUCACCAAAUUGGUUCCCACAUGUUCUGUAUAAUCUCUAGGGCAUGCUAUGUAGCAUGUGUAUCCAGUGGUGCUUCUGCUAUUAGUUACCAUAUUGAUACAGUGCUCCCAUUCCUGCCUUCUGGCUCAGAGUCAGGAAAGCAAUCGGCAUUGCUUUUUAUAUACUGAUUGCCAUGUACUGAUUUCUGUUUCUUUCACCAUCCAUCCACAUUGUCUUGUUCCAAAUCGUGUCUACAUUUUCUAGUCAUAUAUAGGAAAAAUAUAUAUCUUUACUGUUCUUAAAGGACCACUACAGGCACCCAGACCACUUCAGCUUAAUGAAGUAGUCUGGGUGCCAGGUCCAGCUAGGGUUAACCCUUUUUUCUAUAAACAUAGCAGUUUCAAAAAACUGCUAUGUUUAUGUUAGGGUUAAUCCAGCCUCCAGUGGCUGUCUCUUGACAGAGUGGCUGUCUCUUGACAGCCGCUAGAGGCGCUUGCGUGCUUCUCAGUGUGAAGUAUGAGACUGGCUGAAUGCGCGCAGCUCUUGCCGCGCAUGUGCAUUCAGCCGAAGAAGAGGAGAGGAGGCGGAGAGGAGGAGGAUAGCUCCCCGCCCGGCGCUGGAGAAAGAGGUAAGUUUAACCCCUUCCUCUCCAUCCAGCCCGGCGGGAGGGGGACCCUGAGGGUGGGGGCACCCUCAGGGCACUAUAGUGCCAGGAAAACGAGUAUGUUUUCCUGGCACUAUAGUGGUCCUUUAAACAAAUACUAAUUUUAAAAAAUGAGGAACAAAAUGUAUUUUUUUCCUUAGUGACUGGUUGUAUACAAAGAUAAACAUCUGUUUUUCAAAACAUAGAAAGCUAACCUAAAAUCACACAAAAUGGCAAUAUAGACGUACUCAAGGACAUGGAGGACACUGUGCAUUGGGCUGUGUUUGGGCACAUAUGGCACACUUUGCGUUCACAUAGAAGGGUGUGAUUAGAGAUGGAAUUAAUUAGUCAGAGGUUUAUGAGAUUGGGUGAAUGUGAAUGGAUCUAUGAAGGGAUUAUGGGGCUGCAGGUGGGCAGUGUUUAUUUAAGUUUUGCCUAACGCAAUAUCUGGUAUCUUUAAUUUGUGUGUGCAAGUUCCUGUGAAUGUGUGUCUAAGGGAUUUGUAAGGGGACCCGAGAAUAGUAUGCAACAGCUUUUCACAGUCAGUGUGAUUGUUAAUUUUUUUUAUCUACAGAUAUGAAUCAAGUGGAUUUACAAGACCCUCCUACUGGUUUGGAGUUUGAAUUCCAUACCCUACUUACACCGGGUGCUAUUAAUUUUCUGGUUGAACUUACUUGUACUUUUGAUCAAGAUGUUGACAAGGUAAAUUAAAACUAAUGGCGGGAUAUCAAAAAGUAAAAAAGCAUCAACAGUAUGUCCCAAUACCUUGCCUUUAAAUAAGACAUUUAGGACAUUUGUGUACAACCCUGUGCAGACAAAUCUUCACAUUUGUACAAGGCAGGGUAUGAUUCUUAAAAGGAUACUAUAGUGUUAAAAAUACAAAUACAAAAGUACGCAUUACUAAUGCAAUAGUGUCCUAGGCACCACUAGGUUUAAAUAAAGUAGAUUAUUUGCGCUGGAAGCUCUUCCUGUUUGGAAAAAAAGUAGGAAAGCACCAUAGGAAAGCAUUGGGAGGCCUGUGUGAAUACAGGGCAAAGCCCUGCACUGCACCAGUCAGACGGUCUCUCUAAAACCAUCUGAUUGAAAUAGCAGAGUUUUACAAUUUUCAAUAUGACUGCCAGGUAGGUUAACCCUGAAAAUAAAACCUUGCUGUUCCUGCAGGAAUGACAAUGUUUUCAGCUGCAGGGAUAAAACAGGGGGAACAUGGCACCCACACCACUUCAUUGAGAUGAAGUGGUGUGGCUGCCUGUAGUGUUAGUUUAAUCAUGCCAAUGUUAGUAGUAGAGGAAGUGAUGAAAUAACUUCUGUUUUUGGUGAAAGGUCAGACUGCUUUAUUUGUAAAAGUGCAUUUUUAAACAUAAUGCCAAAAUGAUUACAUCAAAGAAUGAAUUAAGGGAAUGAAUUACAUCAAAGAAUGAAUUGUUUCAGAACAAUGAUUUACGGUAUGUUUUUUUUAAACUAAAUAGUAAAUGCAGAAUAUAAUAGACUCUCCAGUGAACAUUGUUCAGUAUCACUGCAGUAUUUUCAAUUAUGCAUAUACUCAUAUUUAAAACGUAAUAGAUAAAAAAAACAUUUUUCAUAUAUGAUUCAAUACAGUGGUCCUUUAAUAUGUAACUUUUCAAAUGUUACAUAUUAAAGGACCACUAUAGUGCCAGGAAAACAAACUCAUUUUCCUGGCACUAUAGUGUUUAUAGGUUCCCCCCACGCUCAGGGUCCCACUCUCGCUGGGGUCAAGAGGGGUUAAACACUUACCUUUCUCCAGCGCCGGGCUCCCUCAGCGCUGGGGACUCUCUUCCCUCUUCCAACGUCAUCCGCCACGCGCGCAUUCAAUCAGUCCAUAGGAAAGCAUUACUCAAUGCUUUCCUAUGGACGGCAGCGUCUUCUCACUGGGAAAAUCACAGGGAGAAGCGCGGAAGAGCCUCUAGCGGCUGUCAGUGAUAGAGCCACUAGAGGCUGGAUUAACCCUAAUAUAAACAUAGCAGUUUCACUAAAACUGCUAUGUUUACAGCUGCAGGGUUAACCCUAGAUGGACCUGGCACCCAGACCACUUCAUUGAGCUGAAGUGGUCUGGGUCCCUAUAGUGGUCCUUUAAGGGCUGCAUUCUAUUAGUAGAGUAAAUGUUUACUCUGCUUAUGGAACCACCAUUUUUCUAUACACUUCAAUAGAGGAAGUAUUACUCAGUAAGUAAAAAGUAAACCUUUACUUAACUCCAGACAGAAUCCAGCUCAAAGUGUAUAUUGUUGUAUUUAUACGUUCUGUCAGCGACAUAUUUGAACAUACGAAAAACCUCAAUACUUUACUUUACAGCUUUACAAUGGGUAUAUAGAAAUCAACUGGUCAUCGACAAACAAAAUUAUGUUAACUUAACCAAGAGGUGAAGAGGGCCAAUUAAUUCCUCCUCCUACCUAGGUUCAGAAAGAAGAAAAGAGGGUUACCCAGCCAUCUCUGCCCCUUACUUGUUGUAUUGCUAAUGUAGAAUUUACAUUUUCACAUUAGCAAUAUUAGUGUUUGGUGGCGUUGAUACCCAUAGUAAUUUUGGAAACUGCUGCUCUUUUCAGAGGUCAGUUUACGUUUUCCUAUGAAAAGAAUAUUCAUUAAUUUACUUCCUUGUGUUCUAAUUCUUAUUUAUGAAAGGUCAGUCAUUUCUGUUGUCCUUCUUACAUUUCUGAUUAAGCAUUAGUCAUUUUGUUAAUUGUAAUGUUUAAUCUGUAUAUAUUCACUGCGUGCCUUGUAUUACUUUGCGUAUCUUGUACAAGAUUUUAUUUAUAGACAUAGGUAUCGGCAUUCCAUGCUUUAACAAAUAGCUCCUCUUUACAAUGAUCACAAUAGCAGUAUUCUUGGUUUAUAGUUUCACUUUGUGUGUGGUAGAAAGUGUUAAGAAAACCCGUUAGAAGGAACCUCUAAAUGAAGAAGGGGAUAUUCUAAGGACAUGUGGAUUAGUGGAUACUGGGAAGAAAUGGAAGAUUAAAAGGGUGAGGCAUUGUUUUAUAGUUAACGUAAGACUGUGGGAUGGAAGGAGUAGAUUAUUAAAUUAUAGGUCACAGCCAAACAUCUGUUGUGUACACCUAUUGUGUGGUACAAACACUCACAAACCUUCCAUCACCAUGGCUCGUAUUUGUUCACUACAGAAGGCUCAUCAGAUGGGUAUUUGUCAGGAUUGUAUGAUGGCUUAUGAAACAAAAUGCAUACCAACUAAUAUCUAUUUUUGCUUUAGUGGUUUUCAUAAAACUCGAAUUUGAAAAAUGAUAAUUUUAUAACAUUGACUGCUUUCAGAUUUUGUGGCAUAGAUCUGCUCGGAAAGUUCAACUUGAUAUGACAAAUAGUUACCCUAAUUAUUCAUCGGAAAAUUCACACAUUAGAAAUGACCUAAGUUGGAAGGUGUCUCCGGUUCCUAGAAGAUUAUUGAACAGACAUGUGGAUAUUGGGGACACAGCACCAUGUCAUACUGAACGGUUUCACAGAGCUUUGCUAUCUUCUGCACAAGGCAUUCAAGUAUGUCUAAAAAAAAUAAAGAGAAACUUUUCAUAGUCCCAUCCAUUUCAUAUAAAGUAAGAGACAGAUUUUGGGGUAUAUAUUACAGCUUUUAUUCUUCUUGGAAACCAAAAGUAUAGCAACUGUAUGUGUUAAUCUUUUGACCCUGUCUGCGGGGUUCCAUGUUUGAAACUAGGGUGGGAAAUGGUAAAUUUCAAAUAAAAAAUUGAUACAAAUAAAAUUGCAUUAAUUGAGGCAUCAGUAGGUUAAAUGUUUUUGAAUAUUUAUUUACAGUGUGUGUAUAUAAUGAAUGCAGUGUGUAUGUUUGUGUAGAUAAUGAAUGCAGAGUGUGUGUGUGUGUUUGUGUAGUGUGUGUAUAGUGAAUGAAGUGUGUUUGUAUAGUGUGUGUAUAUAAUGAAUGCAGAGUGUGUGUGUACUGUGUGAAUAUAAUGAAUGCAGAGUGUGUGUUUGUGUAGUGAGUGUAUAGUGAAUGCAGUGUGUUCGUAUAGUGUGUGUAUAUAAUGAAUGCAGAGUGUGUGUGUUUGUGUAGUGUGUGUAUAGUGAAUGCAGUGUUUGUAUAGUGUGUGUAUAUAAUGAAUGCAGAGUGCGUGUGUGUGCAGUGUAUGUAUAUAAUGAAUGCAAUGUGUGUUUGUGUAGUGUGUGUAAACUGGGUGGGGGAGGGUUUUUUUAUUAUUUAAAUAUUUUUAAUUAUUAUUUAAAUAUUUAAUUUGUGAACUUUUUUUUUUUUAGUCCCCCCUCCCUGCUUCAUACUUGGCCAGGGAAGGGGGAUAUGUCAAUACCUGGUGAUCCGGUGGCAUGUACUGUGCAGAGGGGGGCCUGCAGAAUCUCUUACUUACCUUCCCAGCAGCUUCCCUGUGUAAAUCUCGCGGUCUCCGUGGCAACACUCUAACGGCCACGGACUUGCGAGAUUUAGACAGGGUAGCUGAAGGGAGCUGCUGGGAAGGUAAGUAAGAGCUUCCCAGGACCGCCAGGCUUGUAAGUUGCCAUAAUACAGACCCUCACUCGAGUAUAAGCCGAGGGGGGAUUUUUCAGCAUAAAAAAUGUGCUGAAAAAAUUGGCUUAUACUCGAGUAUAUACGGUACAUAUAUAUUUAUAUAUGUAUGUGUACAUGUAUACAUAAAAAAAUUAUAUUUUUUAAAUUAUGUGUAUUAAUUUUUUUGAGAAAAUGUCACUUUAUAAUUUCACUUUUUUCAAGUUAUAAUUAGAAAGAGGCUAUGGUUCAGUUGCCCCUUUUUGCAAAGUAGCCAAACCCAGCCUGCAGGCUUUUUAAGUAACAGAUAAAAUAUCUUGAAUCUGAAUGUAAGAUGAUAUAAAUUGACAAUUUGAACUAACAUAUUUGUUUUCCUUGACUUACUAGUUAAUGUUUUCUAAGAGUUACUAAUAAAAAAGAAUGUUCCAUUUAGGUUGAUUUUGAUGAUGGCAAUUGCCCAACAUACUUCAAUCAAAUCAAAGGAAUAUUUAAUAUUUACCAAGUAGUGUACAACAAGGUUCCAGGUAUGUUGGAGAGGUUCUGGACAAUAUUAUGCCUGGGGUCCUCUCCUUCCAUUUAAUGUCAAUUACACUAACCAAGAUCAUAGGCAGAUGUUUAGUAUACUAUUAUGUAUACACUACCAGCAAUAUGUACUAUUCAUGUAAAAUAAAGGAGAAGAACAGGCAACCGCUUUUCUAGAGCUGUGCCAUCUGAUCGGGUGUGUUAAUUCUUGUCUAUUAUAUUCAUGCACAUUCAAGCCCAUAUUUAAACCCCAACACCUUACAUGAUAGCACAGGACAGUACGUUUGCAUAAGUUCAGGCCCCUUUGGUCCAUUUGGUCACACACACCCUUCUUUGCAGAAAUGUUGGGUUGCUUGAAAUCUUAUGGAAUACCUUCUCCCUCCCUACUAAACUUUCCCCUUUACCAGACCUUUGAAACUUAAUUUAACCCUUCUUCUUUACGACACAAUAUCAAGCAACAACUUCAAUCCUCUAAACAAAAGUAAAAACCACGAGCGGGGAAGAGGGAUCCCCACUUUUGGGGUUAGCUGCCUCCCAAUAUAUUAUUUCUAGCGGGUGUUGUCAGCGCUGUCCCUUUCCCUAUAACUUUAUUCCUUUCCCUACUGUUUUGUUGACCUCACUUUCUUUACCUGCAUUGUCCUCCUAUCCCCUCUCCAAUCUCUACUGUGUCUUUUACCCUUUUGUGUAAUUAUAGCUCAAUUUGCUUAAGACAGUAACCUAAUUUGAGAAGCACUGUUCCCGGAUCAUGUCAUGAUUUAAUUGUUAUAAAUUGGCACUACAACUAAUACUAAAAUUAAGGUGGUGCCUGGAGUUGUUAGACAUGUAUGACUUAGUUUUGUUUUUUAAGGUCUAUCUAUUUGUCCUCAAUAUGCUGAUAUGUUAUUUUUUAAUAUAAACAAAUUGUAUUAAAUUGUCAGCAAUUAACAAUUCACAUUAUCAUUGUGGAGGUGGCCAUCUCGGAAUAUUAUAUCAAAGUUUGGUCACUAAAAACUUUAGUUCCCCUUUGUUAAUGAGCUCAUAGCAAUUACUAAAACUAAUAUUGAAACCCCCUGAACCAAGCAGAACAAUAUUAAUUCAAGGUAAGUCUUAAAAACCACUUUAAUGAUGACUGAAAAUGUCCUUGAUCUAUAAUUUCUUCCAGGAAUCCCCCCACUUUCCAAAGCCCCCGUAUUAAUGCUUAGGCCAAGAGCAUGGAACAUGGUGGAACACAACAUGCUGGUAAUGGAUAUCUGAUGCUCUGAAACUAUUGUAUUGAAGAGUAUUAUAUAGACAUGCAGGGAUUUGUUGGAUGAAAAAGUAGCAUUGAAUGAAAGCAGUUGCAAAGUCUGCUAGACUCUUGCAAUGUUGUGCUACUACUCAUAACUAUAGUUAUUGCUGGCUGCUGAUCCUUGAACAUUUAACCUCAACAACUGCUGACUUUGAGGCUACAACUUAAGUGUAUGCACUUAUAAUACAAUUUUCUAGGCAUAACAAUUGAAGCACACAACUAUAUUUUUCCUUCAAAAUAAACAUGACAAAUGAAACCAAUAUUAAAAAAUAUAUAUUUUUAUGUUCUUUGUGAAGUUAAAAUAAUUCCACCACAGAUGUCUGUCUGAUACUUCGACUCUGACUUAUGUCUUAGCUGCAUCUGUAGUUCAGCAAUUACACUCAUGAAAAUAGAAAAAAGUUUAGAAUUAUGCAAAGAGCAAUCAAGACUUACUUUUAGAUAUUCUUGAGAUAAAAAAAAGCUCUCUUUCAUUUCUGUACCUGUGCUAAGGUCCUCGAGAAAGCCACCUCUUAUUGCGCUAGACUUUGUCUUGCUGGUGAUUGUUGUAAAUGGGAAAAGGAGCUACUAGUUGCUCAGUGUGAUCCUGCUAAAGGUCUACCUGCUAAGAAGAUAAUUAUAGCAUACAUGUGUUGGUACACUAGUUCCAGGUGCUGAGAAGGUGGAAUCGCAUUAUGGGAGAGGGUCUGGAUCUCAAACCUCUUAUGCCCAUUACAAGUCUAUGAACAAAACCCUGAUUUGACAGUAGAUCAUUUCCCAGGCUGUUAAGUAUCAAAUAAAUAAAUCAGCAACUAUUAUAGUGUGUAUUCAACACAAAGAUUCAGCACAAUAUGUGAGGUGCUUCCCCAUUGUGGUAUGUUAGUAGACAAUUUAGAACUGGUUGAAUUUCAUCUUUGGAGAAUAAUAUUAGUGAUGAAACAAGUCAGGCAGCACAUUCCUUUAUAAUUCUAUUAUCAAUUGUGCAAAGGUAUAAUUAAAAAAAAUCCUAAUUUAUUUUACAGAUAAAUGGCAGAGAAAUCCCAGGACCACUGUUUGAUUAUGGUUUGCUAAUGUAUCAUGCUGGAAGACAACUUUAUGAAAGUGAAAGUGGUCCUUUCUUCUAUUUAUCUAAGGUAUUUACGUGUAUCAAUGUUAAUGAUCAAAAAUGUUCAUUAAAUAGUGAUAUGGUUUAGAACCAGAAGUCUUUAUAAUACAAUCCUCAUGCAAUCCAUGUAUAUAAUCUGGCUCUGGAUGGUAUCACACGUAAAGUUUUAAUUGGAUUCCUUAGCCAUACUACAGGGAAAACCAAAAUAAUGGCACAAAUGUAUGUCAAUAUAUUGUUGGAAAGUAAUACAUAUGUGUAUAUAAAUCAUCGAUUUUUGUAGAAUGAAGUUCAGUGUAUUUUUAUUGUUCAAAUAUUUAAUUUGGACACGGCCUUCCUCACCUCUUGCGUCCAUCCACUUUAUUUGUGUAUAUUACUAUUACUUAUUGUUAAAUGGUCCCAUUGUAAAGCAAUGUGAAUAAUGUUGGUGCUAUAUAAAUACUAUUAAUAAUGAAUAAGCUGUUCGCAAUGAAGAGGUUGACAUGAAAGAGUAUUUAUUGCAUGAGCGAGAGCUUCAGAUUUUAAAAACCGUCACACUAACAUCUCCAAUUAUUAAUGUUGGAUAAGCUUUUUAAAAGAUUUCAUAUGUUUAUUUAAACUUUCAAAAUAAUUUUUUCAAAAUAUUAAAAGAUCCAAAAAAUCUAUGAUAUUUAAAUAAAAAUCAGUAUGUCAAGAAAUAUAUAUUGAAAUAUUUUAAAUAAUUUAAAAAGUAUAUCCAGAUAUAUUAAAUCAUUUUAAAACUUUAUCCAAAAAUAUUAAAUUAAAGCCUAAAUCGGCUUAACUUCACAUCCAGUGUUCAAUAUGGUUACCAGAAUCCUCUGGUGUCAUUUUGUAAGUUACUGCUAGAAGCUAAUCAGAUAAUUAUAGAGAUUCUUAUGGAGCCCAGGGUUUCUGAUGGCCCAAGGGGUUGACUGUGAUUAUGAGUUUUGCUGCACUCCUGAUUAUGACAUUUAUUUUUGAUAAAACUUAGUUGCUUCCAUUAUUUUAUAUUAACUCAUAAUUUUCCUUAGGUGGAAAGUUUUCUAGAAGCCAGACUUUGGAAUAAAAUAUUUGUAUGGACUGAGGAAAAGGUGAGUUUAGUCCACAAAUCUCCCCCAAAUGAAUGUAACAUUAAUUUGUUGAAGAAGUGUAUGUAAUUUGCACAAGUGACACGUAUGCAUGCAUCUUUUACAUCAAAAGCACAAACUUUAUCUGUGUAAAAGUGUGUGUUUUUCUCAGAUUAUGUAACUCUGUAUGUAACAAUGUGUAUAUCUUUAUUAUACAGAUAUACACACAGACCAAGUGCAUAUACCAUGGUGGAACAUGGUGGGUCUCUAAUCUGCACCUCUGCUGGAUAUUGACUGAGUAUAUACCUCCUGUGAGCUCAGGCCACUUAGAUCAUUGUUGUGGGUUACCUCGCCAAAGUUCUCAUGUCAUAGAAUGCAGGAGUUUGGAGUGGCAUGCAUUCUUCAAUCUGUACCCAGCAGAGGUGCAGACUAGAGUUUCUCAAUUGGGCCACCAGGGCAAUGCAUAUUCCCCCUCCAAGGACAAAGGUAAGAUGCAUGUGGAGGCGGGUUUAUUGCAUUUAUAUUGUAUUGCUCCUCCACUCACCUCCAGAUUGGGCACAUGCUACUUAAAGACCCUAUUUCACCACCCACAAUGCAGUCCAUAUACCACUGCACACAUUCACACACAGGCUAUAUCCUCUAUACAAUCACUUUAGACCCUACACACACUACUUUACUUUAUACACACUACAUCUCUUAUACACACACUUCAUUCCAUCAGUGGCGUCUCCAGGAUUCAUAUAUAGGGGGGGCACAUGAGAAGCCAGGGACAAAAGUAGGGGGGCAGUUAUAAACGUGUAUAUAUGUGUGAGUACACAUAUAUAAGUAGAUAUUGUAUCCGUAUUAGUCCAUAGAGAUUGUAGCCGUAUUAGUCCAAUAAAAAAGGUAUUACAAGAUACAAAUUUUAUCUAUUUAUUACCACCUUCCCGACCUCGGACCUAUCAGGUACGUCCGACAAAAAAUGGUUGUUAACGACCGCGGAUGUAUAUGGUACGUCUGAUCCCAAAUCUGCACUUACCUGAUCGCUGGUGAUACCCCGCCGGUGAUCGCGAUGUUGUAACCGCAGGUGGUUCCCUUAUUUACCACUAUAAUGUCUUAAAGCAUAGAACUUAGUAGGGCUAACCAUACAGAUAUCUUAGCCAUAAUUUUAUAUAGUUAGUAAGAGAUCCUCUAUUUAACAUAUAUAAAUAAUUGAGAAUACAAUAUAAAAUAAGGAUUGUCUUGGAAGCAAUAGUUUUGUCUUUUAGAUAUUUAUCAUAUAAAAAUAUAAAUAUAGACAUAUAAAAUCCAUUAUAUCAGAGUUUAUAAGAUUAAAUUAAAUGCUUGCAAAUAUCAUUAAUAGGUUAACAUACCCUUCUGAACAUGUCAUUAUGUCAGCCUCUCUGUCAUUUUAAGAUGGAGCAGCGUCUGUCUCCAAGUCUCUCCUCUGUGUCUUAACAUUUAAAAGUACACCUAUUUAUACCUUAGGUGUCUCCAUUUUAGGGUUACCAUAGUUCAUAUAUGAAAAAGUAAUACUUAUUUUACUUUAUUCAUUUUAGGACCUCCCUUAAUUUGGCAAACAUAAAAGGCCAUGACUAAAGGGUGCAUAUGUCAUGGAAAUUUUCCUGACUUAGUUCAAGAUGGCAUCUUAAAGUCUGAAUAGCUUAUCUGUUGUUUAUACUAUGUCGUAAGUGCACAGUCGUGGGAGAUUCCCGGAUUUGGGGAAGUUCCAUUAACUUGGGGUUACAACAGUAUAUUGUGUACUGAAAGAGUCGUAGUAUAGCCUUGAAGCUUGUUUAUGCAUAAUCGUUAUUGUAAUUCGUCUGGGACAAAAUGGCGCAAACAUAUUAUGCACCGAGGUUAUUGCUUAAAGAAACAUCUAUGAAAAACAAUAUGUUCCAUUUCUAACACCUUGUCAAUUUGCAAUAUCUCUUAAAGACAAAGUACACAGUUUAAGAAAUACAUUUCAAUCUAAAACUUGUAAUAUUUGCAUUUGCCCAUAACAUUGUGGGGACUUGCCUGGCAUCCCAGGCAGCCCCCCUGCAGCUGAUCCAGCCCCCCGCAUGGCUCACGUGAUCGCGGGGUCCUAGAGAUCACAUGGCCGGAAUAGCCGGCUUGUGUAGUGCCUGCAGGGGGUGUGCCUGAGCUUUCAGGCUGUCCCCUUCACGCCUGCACAAAAGUUUAACAAAGUUAAUAAAAGUACUUAGAUCAUAUAUAUAUUUAUAUAUAUAUAUAAACUAAGUACAUUUAUAUGCACAUACACAUACACAAUCCAUUAUUCUAAGUGUAUUUGACAUUAAACAGGCACAUCAAAAUAUGUUGAAAAAGUGUUCUGGUCCCAAGGUCCAAAAGGGCAGGAAAACCAGGUAACAUUAAAUAAAUAAAUGAAAGAAAAUAAUAAAAUAUAUACUCUGUACAUAAGAACAAAGCCCUACGCGUUUUGUUCUAUUGAACUUCCUCAGGGGAAUAUAGCAGGAUUUCCUUCACAUGCAGGCUUAAGAUGUACUGUGCCGAUACUCUCCUUAAAUCCGUCUGGUGUUGGCGUGAAGCAAUUAGCCCAAUCUGCAUUCAAUUACAUACUUCCGGGUUCAACCUCCAGAGUACUUCCGGGUGCGCCCCUGAUGCGUUUAUGGAAUUGCGGACCUCCUACUUUACCUUUGUGCUCCUUCUGAUUCUUUCUGAUCUUUUACCUUUUGUGCUCCUUCUGUCCCUUCCUGCUCCUGCUGCCCCUUUCUGCUCAUUGCUGACCCUUCCUGCUAAUUUGUAUUCCUUUCUGCUCCUUCUCUACUUUACCUUUGCACUCCUUCUACCCCUUCCAGCUCCAUGCUGCCCCUUUCUGCUCCUUCUCCUACUUUACAUUUGUCCUCCUUCUGAUUCUUUCUGCUCCUUUACCUUUGUGCUCCUUCUGUCCCUUCCUGCCCCUUUUUGCUCCUUGCAGACCCUUUCUGCUCCUUGCUGCCCCUUUCUGCUUCUUGUUGCCCCUUCCUGCUCCUUGCCGAUCCCUCAUGCCCCCUGCAGACCUUUCCUGCUACUUGCUGACCCUUCCUGCUCCUUGCUGCCCCUUCCUGAUCAAUUCUGUUCCUUCUCCUUUCUGCUCCUUCUCUUAGUUUGCCUUUGUGGUCCUGAUUCUUUCUGCUCCUUUACCUUUGUGCUCCUACCGUCCCUUUCUGCUCCUUGCUGUCCUUUCCAGCUCCUUGCUGACCCUUCCUACUCCCUGACCCUUCCUGCUUCUUGCUGACCUGUCCUGCUUCUUGCUGCCCCUUCCUGAUCAAUUCUGUUCCUUCUCCUUUCUGCUCCUUCUCUUAGUUUGCCUUUGUGCUCCUGAUUCUUUCUGCUCCUUUACCUUUGUGCUCCUACCAUCCCUUUCUGCUCAUUGCUGUCCUUUCCAGCUCCUUGCUGACCCUUCCUACUCCCUGACCCUUCCUGUUCAUUGCUGACCCUUCCUUCUUCUUGCUGACCCUUCCUGUAGGCUGCCCCUCCAUCCCUCACUUACCUGAUCUGUAUGCUGUCUCCCCAUCCCUCACUUACCUAUUCUGUAGGCUGCCUCUCCCCCCACGCCUCACUUACCUGAUCUGUAGGCUUACCUGAUCUGUAGGGGCUGUAGUGUGAGCACAUGCUAAGUUAUAGGAGCUUUUGAGAUUGUGUGUGCUGAGAGGACCUGUAAGGUGUGUGCGUGUCCAUCUAGGGACUGCAGUGUGAGUGUAUGUGUAUUAGGGUUGCAUUGGGUGCAUUGUGUGCUUAUCAAGGAGCUGUAGUGUGUAAUGGUAUGAAGUAUGUGUGUGUGUGAAUGUACUUGGGAUUGACGUGUGUAUGUGGAUGAAGAGAUGAUGUGUGGGAUGAAGUGUGUGAGGGGUGUACUCUGUGUGGGUGGGAGUGUUCUUUAUGUAGGGGGUUCAUGUGAGGGUGUACUGUGUUCUUUAAUAAGAGUUAAAACAAAGAAGAAGAAUAUUCCCCUUUCCCUGAGCUUAUCUUGCAGGGAGGAGGUGGCACAAUGGUGGUUGAGAAGGCUGCCUAUCCGUUGGGGACAGGGGAGGUCACGAGAUGAGAGGUAUCUCUCUCUUGGAGCUCAGGCACUUACACAGACUGACCCGUACAAAUCCAGACUGACCCAUACAAACCCACAGACUGACCCUCCCACGCACACGAUGACUGAGCCAGUCUGACCCAUACACACACACACACAGACUGAGUCAUACACACACAGACUGAUCCCCACACACACAGACGUAUCACCCUCCUCCCCAACAGGUUGACCCAUAUAAACACAGGCAGUUCUUCUACACAGACUGCCCCAUAUACACACACAAACUGACCCAUACACACACAGAUGCCCCCUCCACAGACUGACCCCCCAACACACACACUCUGACCCAUACACGCACAGAUGCCCCCCACACAGAGACUGACCCAUACACACACAGACUGAACCCACACACAAACUGACCAAUACAAACACACAGUCUGCCCACACACACAGACUGACCCAUACACACACAGACUGCCCCUCCACACACAUAUUUCCCCAUACACAUAGACUGACCCCCCCCCCUUACACACAGACCGAACCCCCACACGGACUGACCCACACACACACACACACACAAAGACUGAUCCAUACAUACACACAGACUGACCACACACACACAGACUGAAUCCCCACACAGACUGACCCAUACACACACACACACACACAUACUGACCCCCCACACAGACUGACCCACACACACACACACACACACAGAAUAACCCGCCCACCCCACACAGACUGAUCCAUACACAAACACAGACUGACCUCCCCCACACACAGACUGACCCAUACACACAGACUGACCCUCCCACACACAGACUGACCCAUACAGACACAGACAGAUCCCCCCCCUCCUCCCCACAGACUGAUCUCCCUACACAGAGAAUGAUCCAUACACAUACAGAUUGAAUCACACACUCUGACUUACACUUACCAGCAGCUGCCUGGAUGCCUCGUUACCCCAGACAGAGCUGAACUUCUGUCUAUCCCCUGCGCUCCUCUCUGUGAUCCAGCAGGAACUUCCUCCGAGCACAGAGCCCCCUUUGGCCACACAUGGGAAUUCCACCCACCUCUGUGCACUGCUGCCGCAGCUUGUGAAGGGAGACUUGUGGCUAGCGGCUUCAAUUUCAAUAGGGGGGGACAAGGGAGCAUUGCAUGAUGUGAGGGGAGGGGGCAUGGCCCCCUCUGCCCCCACCCCCAGUGACGCCCCUGCAUCCCAUAUGCACACAUUUCAUUUAUUACACACACUUCUUCCCCUACACACACUACAUAACCUAGCAAACAAAUGUACACACUACAGCCCCGAGACACAGUUGUAAUUAAAGUUAUUCAACCCCCAUUGAAAAUCAGGUUUAUUGUCAAAAUGUACAGACUUUCAGCUGUCUGCAAUGAACAAAUCAAAGAGAAGCAAUUGAAAUAUCUCAACACAACUAUUGCUUCAAGUGGUUUCUGCAGCCAUACACGACACUCAACAAACUCCUAGCCAGUUCAGGUAUUUAAAGAGUUCCAGCUCAAGUACACCUGAUGAAGUCCUUGAUUAGUUGCAUGAGGUGUACUUGAGACAACAACUGUUUGGCAUGUUUGUGCUGUUGUGAGAGAUUCUAUUCAGGGGGUUGAAUAACUUUGAGACUGGAGAAGUCAUUCUAAAUUGCAUUUUCAGUUAAAUUUGAGAAAACCACUUGAAGCAUUUUGUUGUGUUGAGUUAUUGCAAUUGCUUUUGUUCAUUUCAAACAGCCAAAAGUAAAUGUUGACAAUAAACCAAAUUUUGGAUGGGGUUUGAAUAAUUUAAUUACAACUGUACCCCAAUAUAAGACUGUGUGAGUCUGCAGAUAACACAUCCCUUAAUACCAGCAGUGAAUGUGUUGGAUUUCUGUCUCUCAAUAUCAAAACUGUGUGUCUGCUGAAAAUGCUAUCUGCUGUUUUGAAUUCCCAACACUCUGUGUGUAUCUAUCAAAGUAUACUGCUACCCAUACCAGGCUUCCAGUUACAUUUUAUAUCAUUAAUUAUUGUCUUGUCCUGUUCUAUAUCCUCAAGUCUUUGUGAAUUGGGAUACCUGUUUUUAGUAACUUUUUUUUUUUAAAUUAAUGUAUAUAGAUGUAAAUUAAGAGUUCGAUAACCUACAUGCUAUUGGACAACGUACUAUUUAUUUUCUAAUGAAUAGUUAAAGUUGCCACUUGGAAGCAUUAAAGCGACGGUCUUGAUAGAGAGCGUGCUGGCUUCGUUUGAGAUGGAGGAGAUCCUUUAUGAGCUGAAGGACCACUCAGCUGGCUUGAACUGUGGGAUCUGGGAUUAUGCUGCUUCCUUUGUGAACAAAUUUGGUAUGGAUAUGAUGAAAGCAUACUUUGUACAUAUAGGAAAAUAUCUUUUUUUUUUCUAUUAGAUUUCUUUAUUUUAAAUUAUUUUAGGUCACAGACUUGAGUUUUUGCUUCCUGAUCGCAGCAAAUAUGUGAAUAUGGAAAAACGUUUCCUUAAAAGUUACAUGGAUUUGUUGAUUCAGACAUGUCAUCGUAGAGGUGCACUGGCUACAGGAGGCAUGGCGGCUCUCUUGCUCCCGGAGCACAGAGAAAGUGAACAAUACCAUAGUGUCAUGGCAACUGUUACACGGUAAGAACAAAAAGCACCUAAGGAUUAACAUGUCUUCCAAAGGUGAAAAAACUGAGUUAAUCAAUAUACCAAUAUCUGAGUAGAUAUUAUAGCUCUUUUUUAGCUAUUUUCUUAUAAACUAAUUUUAGUAUUCAGUAUAGUGUACUUUCUCAUUGUCUAUCCUUCCCCCUUACCUCUUUCAAUGUCAUCCCUUACCACCACCCCAUCACCUCCUCCACUCUGUCCCAGAUUGUAGUGUGACGUAACUAGAAAGACUUAGUGCAUAAUAUUGGAACAAACACUUGCAGGGCUAUCCAUAUAGCCAUUGAGCGAUAAAAUGCACUAAUGGAGGUAAGACGUUCAAAAGAGGAGAUAACAAGCACAAAAGGGGUAAGAAAUUCAAGAGGGGUGUUAAGACACACACAGGUGAAGAUGUAUUUUUGGGGGAGCAGGGAGGAGAGAUGCAUUUUCACUUGUUUAGCCAAAAAUCCAUGCACUGUGCCCUCUGGCUGAAAGUCAGAAAUCAUUAUCAAAUGGUUGUCAUUCUGGAUUGUAAUUUAUGCCAUAGUUUUUUUUAAACAAGUAUCCCCAAAAGCUUAUUUCAGGAUUUACUGUCACUGAUACAUAUACAUGUGUCACUGCCUUAUUUUUUUAUUUUACUGACUGCUUAUAUGAGGCAAGCCUGUAAAUCAAGUAAUACAUUAUUAUUAGUAUUAGUAGAAGAUACAUUAAUUAUUAGUAGUAGUAUUUAUAUCAUGUUGGUAGGAUGGGAACUCUAGAUGCGGGGCAAUGGGAAUAAAGGGAGAAUCCAAAGGCAAGGUCAAAGACCGUUCCAAGGUCAAGAAAUAGGUCUGAAGUGUAUAAACACAGGCAAAACCUAGAAACACAGUCAGGGUACAUAAGCCAAGGGUCAUAAUAAUAGGAAUAAUAUAGCCUAACACACUGAGAGCAUGAAACAACUGAGCUAAAGUCAAGUGAACUUUUGAGGUGAGCAUCUGUUCAGGUCAGGGUACAUCCCCUUACAGCAUCCUUGCACCGCCCUUAACUCCUACCUUGAGCUGGGAUUGGGACAUUGCCUCGGGUGGCUGAGAAUGCACCAAUCCGGGAACUGGCUUGAGGCCAGCCUCCUAGAGAUGACCAAGUCCCCACCAGUUCCCAGGGAAGUAUGCUGUUAGACAAUGUUUUAUAACUUAGUUCGCAGUGCACUGCAAAUGUCUUGAAUUUUAUUAUCAUGUUCACUUUAGCUGGUGAUUUUAAUAAAACAGUGAGUGAAGGGAGUGCUUGAAGACUUUUGAAGAGGCAGACCCACAUCCCUGGUGGCAUUUUGUCACAUACUGAUUAUAGUAUAAUCAUUUAACUUUAAAUGUGAUAAAGGCAUUCCCCCAAAUUUGCAAAAAUAUAUUCCCAGAAAAGGUGGAUUUUAUAAAAGCAUUCAUUAUUUUCUAGUAAUGACCCAAGUGUUUUGCCUUUUUCCAGGUUAAAGCUUUUUGAAAUUAAAGCUGGGGUUGAUGGAUUCAUGGUGUACGAUGUUGACCUCGUAGCCCCUAUGCAGAAGGUACACUGAAUGUAUACUGUUAUACUGUCUUUAUAUUGCUCCUUUCUGUGUGAAUGUGAUAACAAACCAUUGCUAAACCAUGAUUUUCCUAGCACCCCUUCAGCUUACAUGUAAUCGGUAUACUAUAAGUUUAGAGGAACACUCUAAGAACCAUAAUCACUAUAAUGCAUUGUAGUUGUUUUGGUGCCAGGAGUGCCCUAGUGCACCCCAGUUGUAAGUAAUCAAACCAUUUUAGAAUACUUCUUCUUGGCUUCUUACCUGAGGUCGGCAGUACUUCACUUCCCACUUCCACUACCUCACCCAGAUAUCUGGAAGAUUUCUGUUUGAGCUAAGUCUAGUGGUGCAGGGCUUAGCUCAGGAUACCUAAUAGAAGUUCUUAAGUUUUUGCUUCCAGCUCCCUGGCUGAGAUAGUGGAUGUGUGAAGUGAUACGCAGUGAUCCGAAGUAAGACGUUCCAAAAUGGUUUGAUUACUUACAUGAGGGUGAACUUUGGCACUCUUGGCACCAUAACCUUUACAUUGUGCUGCAGUUGUUAUGGUGCUUGGAGCCAUGCUUUAAAAAAAAAGUUAAUUUAUUUAUAUAAAACAAUUUGCAUAUGUUUAUAUCCAUUUGUAUGUAGAUCUUUAUAUAUGUUUUCAUUUCAGUUAUAAAAGAUAGAUCACAUAUGCCAAUCUUGACAGAGAAUAUAAUAUCUGUAUUUACAGAUUUCAUCAUUGUCCAAAAUGAUAACACUAGUUCAGUUUAUGCUGGAAGUCCACAGGUUUAUGGUAAUCCAUGGGUUUAAUAGCCAUCUAAUUUGCAGCUAAUUAAGAUUUGAUCUUUUUCACAAAGUGUUUCUUUAUUUCAGGGGAAUUUCUAUAGACAAUAUGGUUACAAAGAACAAUGCUAGUUCUACACGGACGUCUUGUCUAAAAGACAGUAAUGUUUUAGGGAUUCCAGUUGUCCCAGAAAUAAAAAUGCCCAUGGUCAAUUUUAUUAAUUUAUUCCUGGAGCCAUCAUCUACGUACUUGGAAAUCAGUAGAACACAUUAAAGUGGCACUGUCAUGCCGAACUUACCUUUUUUUAAUCGAUUCCUCUGUCAGGAUCUGUUCUUCAUUUCGUCCUGUCUGCACUAGUUUUCCUAUGGAUUUUUCCUAUGCUUGACCAGCUUUGACCAGCAGAGGAGCAAAGUGUGCUUCGUUUCCGGUGAUCAAAGCAAUUUUCCCACAAUUCUUUGAUCUGUGAUCUUGCGAUUAGUGAUGUCCCGAACGGUUCGCCGAACGGUUCGCCGCAGAUGGCGAACAUAUGCGCAGUUCGGUCCGCCCCCUAUGUCAUCAUUGAGUAAACUUUGACCCUGUACCUCACAGUCAGCAGACACAUUCCAGUCAAUCAGCAGCAGACUCUCCCUCCCACCUCCUGGACAACAUCCAUUUUACAUUCAUUGUGAAGCUGCAUUCUUAGUGAGCUGUCCAGGAGAUGGGAGGGUCUGGGAGUGAGGGUCUGCUGCUGAUUGGCUGGAAUGUGUCUGCUGACUGUGAGGUACAGGGUCAAAGUUUACUCAAUGAUGACGAAUAGGGGGCGGACCGAACAGCGCAUAUGUUCGCCAUCCGUAGCGAACCGUUCGGCGAACCGUUCGGGACAUCACUACUUGCGAUGCUUCCUGUCGGUAUUCCCGAACAUCUUGCCACUUAGACAGAACGCCGGCGAAACUACCAAAUUUCGUCAUAACAGAAUGAAUGAAACUCCGAUCCUAUUCAUGCCGCGGCUGCAUCUCAGCCGCUUAAUAGAUAACUCCACAAUUCCUUUUUAAAAUUGCUUUGAUCACCGGAAACAAAGCACACUUUGCUCCUGGGCUGGUCAAAACAGGUCAAGCGUAGGAAACCUCCGUAAGACAAAGUAGGGACUACUUUGUCUUAUGUUUUAAAGAAAACUAGAACAGACAGGAAGAAAUGAAGAACAGAUCCUGACAGAGGGAGAGAAGAGGAAUCAAUUAAAGAAAGGUAAGUUCAGCAUGACAGUGCCACUUUAAGGUUAUUGUGUUUUGCACUUUAAGACCUGAUUUUCUUCAAUUAAUACUUGAACUUGGAGGAUUUUGUCUUUAAAGGCAUUACUUUUUGCCUGUGCUAUAUAAUAUUAUUAUUAUUUUAUUUUAAUAUAAAUAGAAAAACAUAUUUUAUUGAUCACUUGAUUGUGCUUUGUUUCAUUAUUGAACCUUUGCCACACUGAUUUAAAAAAGAUAUAUAUAUAUAUAUAUAUAUAUAUAUAAAAAUACAAAAACAGGAUGCACUCACAGGUCUUCAUCAAAGUGAAAAAAAUUGUGUAUUAUUAAUCCAUUAGGUGUGUACAAAAAUCAAUCGAUGUUUCUACCCUGGCGGGUCUUUUUCAAGAUAUAUAUAUAUAAAAUGUAAUCCCAAUGAUCUCAGCCAAUGCAAUGCUUCCUCAUAGGGAAGCAUUCUGGGACUAUGUCCAUGCAUAACAAAUUGUCAUGCUGCACCAAUCAAAUGCUGCAUUUUAUUUAUUUAUUUAUAUUUGCAGUGCUUAAGGAUAAUUACAGACAAGCCCACAAUGCCCAACAGCUAUAGCAGGCAGUUAAAAAUACAUAUCAGGAUAGAUGUGUGGCAUUUCAAGAUAACAGCCCUAAUUUUAUGGUGAAAUAGAUUCAGGCAAGACACAUAUGUCUAAAACAUUGUCUGUAACUAAGCAGGUAGAGACAGGAGGCAAGUUAGACAUAGCGAUUAAAAUCAGGAAAGUAAGUGGAUAAGCUUAGUCCAGGACUAUGCUAACUAUAACACAAAUACUAUUAUGUCAGAUGUGUGGUAAAGCAUGCAGAUAAAAUCAAGGUAAACAUUCUGACAAUAUGAGUGACUAUAGUAAUGGAUAUUACACUGUACUAAUCAGACUGCGCAUACAGUAGCUUGUACCGCUGAGGCCACCGGCACUAAUCAGACCUUUGAAUAAGAAAGACAAAAUAAAGAAACUACAGCUGUUGCUGCAAAACAUAACUCUGCGUCUGGUAGGUAUUUCAACUCCCAUGGAAAAGCAUUAAAGUCAGCCAAUUCCAACACUGGUCUUAAUGCUUGUAUCCAAACUCAGUCUUAAGGGGGCCGUGCAGAGGAGACCAGGUGAGGCGCCCCUCCAGCUCCAGGCCCGUCCGAGAGCCGGCACCACAAUUUCACAGACUCGGUGUCUGUCCGAGGCCAAGUCCUUCCCCGAUGAGGGACUGCGGAAGGGUCUCUGUUGCUGCUUCCUGGGGCGCCGAGAGGUCCUUCGCAGAUGUGGGUGGUGUAUGGGGGGUCGAACCCCAAAUGGCUCUCAGCCUAUGAGGGCAAAUUGCAAUGGUAGAGGUGAGUAUGAUGGUAACUGUGCCCGGUUGGGGUCUCUUCGGUGUUCCUCCUCCUCCUCUCCAAGCUCCCCUUGCAGACUAAGAUGCAGGUGUCAGUUUCUGUGCAAGAUGCUCAAGCUACAUCUGGAACAACACAAAGAUUGCCUCAAGUUUCUCUGACAUUGUGAGAGGCGCGCCAGAAGGGCCAACGAUUUUUGGGGGCCGAACUCUUCAUGUUCUGCAGGUGCGUGGCAGCCAUCUUGCUCUAGGCUCGAUUUAGCUUCUCAGCAGAGAUUCAGCAAGGCAGGCAACUGGUAUGAGGAAGUUGGUGCAGUACUGACCCAGCGGGGACCAGGAUAACUCCCACCGGCCCAGAGGGGGGGAAUGUGACCCAGACAGCACUUGAGUCGAUUAUUUAGAAAGAGAUAGGCUGUGACCCUUGCCCUCAAACAAACAGCAGGCCGCAGGUAGUUUCAGGACCCAGUAAGAGCUUGACAGAGCUGAGAGUGUUGGUCCAAGAUGUGCUCCAGAGUCUUAAGUAGCUUAUGCAACAGAUAUAUGUACAUGUUUACUUGAUUUAUUUGUUAAAAUCAAAUGCAAGUUGAGGAGCUCUCUCAUCCUGCUUCCUGCCCCACCCCGUUUUUUUAAUUUUAUUUUUUAAGCCAUUUUUUUUUUUCCUUUUUCCAUUUCUGGGACAGACUCCUCUCAGUAGUCUAGAUCCUCUUUGUUGCCUUGUGCUUCCAUGUGAGGAGCAUUACAAAAGCAUUGAAGGCACACAGCAUCCUGGGUCAAAAUAAUUUGCAUGCUGACCCUGGACAUCAAAUAGAUUCAAUAAUGUAAUCAAUUUUAGUGCAGAUUCCCAAGUGGCUGUCUGUCUGACAAUUUGCCAUUUAUUAGAAAUUGCAGCAUUUACAACAGCAAGGCUGCAAGAAAAUCAAUUAUGUACCAAAUUCACUUCAUUAAGACAAAGUGAUUUUUGUGCCUAGACUGCCCUAUGCAGGUUAUUUAUUUUCACCAUAUGUUAGGUAAUCAUUACUCAUUUACAGAUAUACAGGAUUUUAUAUAUAUAUAUAUCUCCAAAAGCUUGGCACUCACCUUACAAUUAUAUAAUGGAUUACAUACCCUGGUGCUAACCGCGCUUAGUAGAUAGGUCGCGAAGAAGUAGGUGCACUCGUGGUUUUUAAAAUAAAAUAAGUGUUAUUUAUUGCAUACAAGCAAAAAUGACAAACUGUCCCAAUCGACAUUUCGACCCCAACCUGGGUCUUUUUCAAUCUUUUUCGAUCUUGAAAAAGACCCAGGUUGGGGGUCGAAACAUCGAUCGGUAAAGUUUGUCAUUUUUGCUUAUAUGCAAUAAAUAACACUUAUUUUUUCAAAAAAAACAUGAGUGCACCUACUUCUUCAAGGCCUAUAUAUAUAUAUAUAUAUAUAUAUAUAUAUACGUACUUUUAAACAUGUGCAUAGUUGUAUUGACUCUUUGUGACUGAGAAACCUAAAUACUUUCUGGUUUUGGUUUAGCUUUUCCAGGAGCACACAGAAGGACCUAACCAGUUACAUGUGAUCCCAGAUGUAUGUGUUUCACAGUCUGAUUUGCUUACAAUGCCUGCUGUGAGUAGAAACCUUUUUUUAUACAGUUGCUGCUUUAAAAUGCUAUUCCUGCACCGAUAGUGUACUAUUUCAUUUUAUAAUCAUUCAAAGAGUGUUGCUGCCAAUGAAAAUUACUGGGAAUUCAGAGAGAAUUUCAAAACUAGACGCAUUAGAUAAAUUGUCUGUGUCUAUUCUAUUUUCAGUUUGUCUAUUUUGAUUUUUAACUUGGAAUUCACUUUGAAUUAGACUUGUUGUAUGAGUCUGAUUUGGGGGAUAUAUGUGCUGGAAGAGUGCCCAGCUUCACAUAAAGCGCUUGAAUAUUUAAUUAAUAUCUUCCUCAGUCGUGGAACAUUUAUAUCAAUUUAUUUAAAUCUAAAAAUUUAUUUUAUCCAAGUGAACUGAUCAAGAUGUAAUUCAACCAUAAAGAAAUAUAAAAAAAUAGGGGGUGGGGGAGGGUGGAGUCUGGCCUCCAUCUUAGAUGGUCACGUUCUAGAGGAGCUCCUGAGGCAAGGGGACAUAAAUGUUUCAUAAAUAAAAUAUUAAGCCUGGAUGACAGAGAAUUUUACACAGAAAGAGACACCUGAACAACUAGCAAUAAUGCAGAAACAAAAAACCUGAAAAAACGUGCCUGUACUGCAAAAGCGAGAGGCUGGAGCUGCAGGGGUGAGUAAAGGCCUGCAGGCCCAUUCACCUGCCAACAAAACUGGCCAGUGGCUUAUUUCACCACAGAAAUCCACGUUGGUGGGAGUUGUGAAAACUAUCCCACCCGCCCGCCCAGUUACCCAGACAGAAGCUGACAGCCGCUCGCGCGCUAUAAUUAAAGCAGCCCGGUCGCUGGUAUACAAAAGAGGCCAGGAUACAGAGGAGGGUAUAGGGGGCGUGAGGUCUCGCUCCCCGUCGAGGUCCUCGGUCUCACGGCUGGGAAUACCGGCGUGGGGGGUCUUUCCCUCCAUCUCCCUAAAAGACAAAGAAUUGGUAGAUGAUGGUGACAAUUUAAUAAACUGUGAUGUAUUGGAGGAAGAAAUAGGCUCCAUUUAUUAUCCUUCUAUGCAACAAAACAUCAGGCAUGAAGCCUCUACCAAGAUGGCUACUAAUGAGACUUCUUUUAAUGAUUUUACCACACCCAAGAUGUCUACCACUGUACAUGUAACCACUGCCACCACCAAGAUGGCCACUGCCACUUCUAACAUGGAAACUGCCACAUCCAAGAUGGCUUCUUCAGGAUUCAAAACCAUGACCUACAAUCCUAAUAUGCCGCUUGAAAUGGCAGAGGAUUUACCACCUUCUGCUGGUAUGAUUAUUCAACUUAUACAAAAUUUGAGAGUGGAUUUAAAGAAUGACUUUAGAAAAGAUUUUGACACCAUGUACGGAGUUUUAGAAAACAUUGUUCAACGUACAGAAGAUGUUGAAUACAGAAUGCAGGUGCAAGAACAAUCACAUUUAGAUCUGGUUAACACUGUGAAGGAACUUCAGAAACAGGUCAACCUGCAAGCGGAAAAAAUGGCAGAUUUCUGAAGACAGGAGCAGGCGUAACAAUUUGAGAAUCAGGAGGAUACCUGAUAAUGUGGACACCUCGGACUUGAUACAUUAUUUCCAAAAAAUGGUUAAAACAAUUUUACCCAAAGCUACUGAUUUAGAUCUAAUAGUGGAUCAUAGCCACAGACUCCCUAAAUCUGGCAAAGCACCUGCAACAGCUCCAAAAGACACCAUAGUGAGACUACGCUUUUUUCAUAUAAAACAGGAAAUCCUGAGCACUAUUCGCAAAUCAGGUCUCCCUGUGGAUUAUAAUUAUAUAUCAAAGUUUUCCAAGAUUUCUCAGCCUACACUAUGAGACGCCGCAGAGAAUUUCAACCCUUCACGACAGAGCUGAGACAAAGAGAGAUUUGUUACAGAUGGGGAUUCCCUGUAAAACUACUCUUUCAUAUGGAUGGCAGAAAUUUCACAAUCACUUCUCCUGAGGAAGGGAUGGAGCUUCUUAAUACCAUGAACAGACGUCAAACCCAACCUCACGUAACCUCACCGUCUACUCCAAGACACACCCACAAGAAAAGUAGGGCGGAUGACACUUGAAGCUACUUUCUUUUAAUUUUUUGAAGGCACAAAAGCUCCAACAUACAUAUUGCCGGUUUGGAUUUAUUACUUUCUCCACGUUGUUUUAUUACAUCCAUUUUAUUACUUACAAAUUGUUUUUUCUCUUUCCCUUUUUUUCCCCCCCCUCUCUCUCCAUUUUUUGGUUCCACAUUCUUUAUGCUCUUUAUUGUGCAUCAACACUUGGUUAAAUGUCUACAGGUCAAUGACUUUUUUUGAAUGUAUAUUACUGAUUUCUGAUAUAGGCCUGGGACAUACUGAGCAUAUAUCUGACUUCAUUAGAGAUGUGAUCACAGAACUAGAAGGGCUCCAUUCUUUAUUGAUCUUCUCUGCAUACCACUUUUCAUUUGUAAUUUUUCUUUAAAGCUCUGAUUGUUUCCCCUUGCCGCAGGCAGUUUUCUCUCCUUCCAACCGGGGCCUAAUACCCUGAGAAGGAGAAUUAUUUUUUAUUCUCCCUCAUGGCCCUUUUUCUAAACAUAUUUUUUUUUCUUUCCCCGUAUAGGGGAAUUUAUCCAAGUUUAUUAUUCCCCAUUUUUUAUUUUUAUUUUUUAUCCCAUCCAUUUACUAAUGUUUUAGCACGCUCACUCUUGUCUAAACAAAUGUAUUUGUUGUUACGAUUGUUGGAUUUCAUAACUCUUCUCUUGGGACGCGGGCCUUCGGGCUCCCACAUUUCUAUACAAUCUCUUUUUAAUGGCUGUGUACUCUGAUUUGAGUCAUGGUCAUUAAACUCAGUCAUUUAAUGUGAGGGACCUGAACACCGCUCACAAGAGGCGACUAUUGUUCAAAGAAGUCAAAUCCAACAAAUAAGAUAUUGUCUGUAUUCAAGAGACUCAUCUUAAGGAAGGAAAAGAGUACAAAUUUAUGACACGGUUAUUCCCUUCUCAAUUUCAUUGCACUUACAAAACUAAGUCUAGAGGUACUUCCAUUUUUUUUUGCAGUAGUGUGGCCAAUUCUACAGAAAAGAUAAUGACGGAUGAUGAUGGGAGGUACAUAGUGUGGCUUGGUAAGGUUAACAACGUUAUGUAUGCAUUUGUCAAUGUGUACUUUCCUAACACGGGUCAGCUUACUUUCUUUAGGGAAAUUAUGGAUUUGGUGAAUGAGAACAUGAAAGGGAUUUUGGUGAUGUGUGAGAUAUGAACUUCGUUAUGGAUGGCGACUUAGAUAAUGCAAGGGAUAAUUUGGAUUAACUCCAUAGGAGAGAUAGUGAUAGAUUAGCUGUGAAAUGCUCGAAAUAUAUGGUGGAAUGUGGACUGUAUGAUCCAUGAAGGUUAAUGCAUGAGAAUGAAAGAGACUUUACUUUUUACUCAGUAUCCAAGAACAUGUAUUCCAGGCUGGACAGGUUUCUGAUACAGGGUGCUCUCAUACCACACAUCUCAAGAUCUGAUAUUUUAGAUAUCAAUUGGUCUGACCAUGCUCCCAUAACUUUGCAUAUAGACGAAAUGGUUUCUUUCUCCCCCAAUAGGCACUGGAAACUGAGUGAUUACUUAUUAGAUGAUCCUGAAAAUAGAUCGCUAGCUGAAGGGAUACUGAAUGACUAUUUUUUGGAAAAUGUUUUGCAUGAGGUUCCUAGUGAGGUGACAUGGCAUGCGCACAAGGCUGUGUUGAGAGGCCAUUUCAUUUCUAGGGCGUCUCACUUGAAUAAGAAAAAUAAUGGUGUGACGGACUGCUGGCACUCCGCCAAUCGUACCUCCUAGUGCUCGCUGAGGACUCCAAGCACUCCAACCGACACCAUCAGCACUGCAGACCCCACUUCCAGCAAUGCAGCUGCGCCGGGGUCUCGCUGUCUCCACCCACCCUGGACCCAAGGCCAGGAUCCAGCUUCCAGUGGGUGAACCUCUCUUUCCCCAGAGAGCAGGAACAGGAACAAGCUCUUAGCAGAGCUUAGCGAUUAUACUCUGGGGAGUAUAGUGAUUAUAGCAAUCCCCAGAGUGUAGUUCUCCAAUUCCCCAAACAUGAGCCAAGGCUUCAAGAAAGGUACAAGAUGAUCUGAUUUUAAUGACCACACAAUGGCUUUUAUGCAAGUCCCCAUGCAAGGGGACAUCCCACAGGGUGGGACACAGUACAACCAAUCGUUUACAGGAAAACCGUAAAACACACCCAGCACCAACAUACAAUCCCUCCCCUCUGCUUGUGAUAUAAUUACUGAACACAAUGGGUUAAUGUAAUUUAUCACAGGCAGGAAAAAUACACUUUUUACACAUAUACUGUAACUUUAAAAAUAUGCAUCAUAUUCACAUAAAACACACAUAUUCAGAAUCAGCAUACUUUAAAUAUAAACAUAACCAAAAAUCAUGCAAAUCCUUCCAUUAGUUCAAAAGUUAGUCGGAAGUCCUUUGUGACCAAUGAAGCAUGGCUUUUCUGCCCAAAACCAGUUCCACAGAGUCUUCUAUCCUGGAGACAAUUGGGAAGUAAUACAAUUAUCUCCAAGGACAGAGGAAGAACUCAAUUGAACACAUGGUUGCAAAAAGACAUAAAAUUACACAAUGUUACAAUUACUACAUAAAACAUAUACAUGCAACAUAUCCCCAGAUAGCUUAGAUCUGAGCGCACAUUAUUAUGAAAUAGCGCUCAGAUCACAUACAUACAGUUCAAUCGCCAUGGAGCCAAAGUCUUUUCCAUAGUCUUUUGUUACACAAAUAGGCUCCAUGGCAUAGCUAUCUGGGAUAGCACUACUACCAUACUGAAAGUCCAGAACGCCCCGGCAGAAAUACACAAAUAAACCUUUCUGCAGGGAAAAAUACAGCUAUCAGCACAUGGGCCAUAGUCGGAAGGCAGGAGGCUAGCCAGUAGUCCCCUCCAGGCACAAGUGGCGAAGGGCACUUCGUCACAAACAGUAAUUAAGAAAUCUGGAAAAAGAACUGUACAACCUUAAUCAGGCAAAUAAAUUCGGCCCAUCUUCCUCCUUGUCAGCAAUGAUAGGGGAGAUUAAAUCAAAAAUUCACAAAAUAAAUUUGUAUUGAACUACUCUCAUGGUGAGACGCCUCAAGAAAGUGUUUUAUUUAAAGGGUAACAAGGCCUCAACUCUCCUGGCGUCCAAACUCCGGCAGGUGAAUGCCCAUUCUAAAAUUGCGUACUUAAUAGAUGACCAGGGACAAAAAACAUUCCACCGAAUAAGAUUAGUGACCAAUUCGCCAAAUAUUAUAGUGUACUUUAUAAUUUGAAAUCUGAUGUAAAUCUCAACCAGCCGUCUGAGGCGACUAUUAAAGGACCACUAUAGUGCCAGGAAAAACACACCCUCAGUUAAAGAAGUACUAACACUAACACUAGAAAACAAAUCAUACAAAUUAUCACAUAGAAAUAACACACAUAUAUUUGCACAGUUGAAAUACCACUGAGAUCAAUGGGAAACCGAUGUCAAAAAAACAUAUAACCUUUAAUAACUUGUUAUGGAAUGUUUUUCAACUUAAAUGCCUUGUACAUUAACAUACUUACCGUUAUAAUGGAUGGAUACCCCCUUUUUCCCACUUCCAAGUUUUCCCUUCCCUUCCCCUCCCCUAAUAUAUUGUUUUUUUAUUACAGGUAAAAUCUUCAAAAUCUUUCAAUAAAAAUUAUUUGAAAAGAAAUGUAAAAAAAUAGAGAAUAUACUUACUAGCAAAAUUACACAUGAGAGAGGAUAUUAGAUUCAUUCGGCACUCUGUAGGGAUAUACAAAUGUUUAUUGAUACUAGACAUGUGCAUUAGUUUUCGUACGAAUAUGAUUUUGUCCCAUAAUUCGUGUUUUUUUCGUAUUCGCUUCCAAAAAUGUAAACGGAAGCCCUACAAACUAAAUAUAAACGAAACAAAAGGGCAAAUGCCAAAUGCAUUACCUUUACGUUUAGUUUUGUUUGUUUAAUUGACUCCGUACUGCAGGGUAAUUAACCCCCACAGCACUGAGAAAUAACAGUGCGCAUGCGCGAUAAAGCUAAACAAGGAUGGAGCUGGCAGUGCUACCAGCUCCCUCCUUGUAAUAAAUAAGCCCCCUCCCCCCCACCCCUGCAUUAAAACCUAUGGGGAUCACUAUGACCUUCAUAUUGAAAAAAGGGAGGUUAAAUCCUCCUGCCUGCCCCUUCUUGUGGUAUGCCGCGAGUAGGGGCAUGUCGCCAGUGGCUGCUCGCUGUCAUUUAAAACUACUAGUGACUAGGCAGCCCAAUCGCGUAAAAUAAGGGGGGACCUGUUUCCCCGAAACACACUUCAGGGAAGUGACCAAUCAAUUCAUUGCAUAGCCUCUGAUUUUAAAGUCAGUCUCUUGGGCAAAUAUAUUUGUAGACAGGUGCUGUCAUGCAUAAUGUUACUGGAGGCACAAGGCAGGCAUUCUCGCACAAAGCAUGUAUACCACUUCUGCUAGCUCUGUGUAGUUAUUGGAAUGAUGAAGAAAUCUCCCCAGUUGUCUGACUGACAGCCAGGGAGGUGCUUCUGCAAUUACUUAUAAAACAAUUUCAUAUAGAAUCCUGCACUUUUAUUAACUGGUUAGGAUGAGUUAGGAUGGGAUGCUCCUGACACAUGAAGCACUUCAGCAGAGUGUCCCUUUAAUGGAGAUAUAUUGUUUUUAUUUUAAUUUAGCUGCAUUUAUUCAGUAAAUUUGUAUAAAACACGGGGUGUCUUUUUAAGGAUGGGAUUUUCACAGAUUUGCAAACAACAUUUGUAUUAGUUUUAGGCUUAUUUAACCAUGUUCAAUACAUAUUUUGUAUGUAGAUAGCACUAAUGCCUAAACUAAGCUGUCUUGGUUUUGAAAUUUAUUUUGUUUGUCCUUGUUAGGGAGGUGUCACCCUGCAUGGUCUGAAAUAUAAUAUCGCAGUUGGCAUUCAGUUCAUUGAAGCGUGGCUGAAAGGUAAGGGGUGGUCUUUCAUUAGCAACAUAAUCUUUCUAUGAAAUAUAAUAAGAAUAAGUAUUUUUUUUUUUUUUUCUGGUAAUAGAUUGACAGGGUUAUCUACUAAAGUAAGAAUUAAAUGUUCAUUUCAAUUGAAGCUCAAAUAUCUGAACUGAAAGAAUUCUCUUACAUGAUCUAUGCUGUCAGUUUGGCUACUCUGGUUCACUUUGAGUUUUUACUUUGGUAAAUAUCUCUGGCAAUCUUCUAAGUAGAAUAGCUUAAAAAAUCACAGCCAAAUGCCAAUAUAUGAUGAUAUGAUGAUAUUUUGAUGAUGAAAUAAACAGGAAAAUGCACUGAAUUGUUUAAGUAUCUUGUUCAUUUUAAAACUGUUCAUGUUGUAUUUUAACUCAAUAAAAAACAAAUGCACAAAUAAUGCACAUGGUAUAUAUAUAUUGAUAGGGUUUCUACUUCUUAGCUUGACUUAGGUAAGCUUUUUUGAAAUAGGUGGUGAUGAGUUUUCCUGUCAUUUUAGUCCUUUUUUAAAAAAUUUUUUUAAACUGAACCUAUUUAUGUAUUUGGCACCAUAUGCUCUUACCUGAGUACAGUGUAUUUUAGACAGGGUGUACCUAGAGCAUUUGGCUGUGUUGUACGCUCCCCUCUUGCUGGUCACCGGGAGAUCGCAACCCCUGGGCACCCCUCCUUUAGUGGCAAUAGGGGCGGGCAGCCCCCCACCUAUCCCCUGCUUAGUACACUGCUAAUUGUAGAAUUAGUGAUAGAAUCUUUAGCAUCUAACAGAAAAUCGAGCAAAAAGGAGAAAUAGCUAAGUUUUUCUUACCUGCUAAAUAAAGAUCUGUACAUAGCUAUCCACAUUUUUACCAAGUGGUUGCAUCUUAGUUAAUGUAGUUUACUUUUGCAAAUGUAGUAUAAUUUUGCAAUUAUAUUUAGCAAUACAUCCACAAAUUUAAUAAUGUAGCUAUCACUUUUUACAUUCAUUUCAUGUGCAUCAAACUUAAAGGAUCACUAUAGGUUCAGAAAAACAAAAAUGUAUUCCUGACCCUAUAGUAUGAACACCAUAAUCUAGCCCCCUGGGCCCCGCAUGCCUCCAUAAACAUAGUAAAAAUCUUACUGUAUUGAAGCCUGAAGCUGUAAAUCUUGUGGGGAUAUUUAUGGGAUAAUUAGUUGAGAAUUGCCCACUAAUUCAAUUCUCAGAUCCCAAAGAACGUUUAUCGUGUUAAGUGAGAAGUAUUUCAUAUAAAUAAUAUCACAAUUUUGUUAUUAAAAAUAGAUUUUAUUUUAUAAUGACAAUUUAAUUAAUAAUAAUAUGUAACAUGCGUGACAAUAAUCAAUGAAUAUCCAGUAUAAAAUGGUAUGCAAUACAAAGGAAUGGCUAUACACAUUUCAAUGGCUAAACAGCAUUUUCUGUCAAGCCUUCUGAUUUAUGAGGUAUCUUUAACACAGACUGAAAGUGAAACUUUUCACAGCGAAGGGCCAUAAAAUAGUAAACAGUUGAGAAUUGCCCACUAAUUCAAUUCUCAGAUCCCAAAGAACGUUUAUCGUGUUAAGUGAGAAGUAUUUCAUAUAAAUAAUAUCACAAUUUUGUUAUUAAAAAUAGAUUUUAUUUUAUAAUGACAAUUUAAUUAAUAAUAAUAUGUAACAUGCGUGACAAUAAUCAAUGAAUAUCCAGUAUAAAAUGGUAUGCAAUACAAAGGAAUGGCUAUACACAUUUCAAUGGCUAAACAGCAUUUUCUGUCAAGCCUUCUGAUUUAUGAGGUAUCUUUAACACAGACUGAAAGUGAAACUUUUCACAGCAAAGGGCCAUAAAACCCUGGCUAACAAUUAGAAUAACCCUUUCAAUGCUGGCUAGAUCUCCUAGGUAAUUAAGAUCUAUUCUUAUGUAAUUUUAAAUAAAAUAACAUUUAAACCAGUUCAUUAGUCAUUUCCUGGAACCAUCCAAUAAGAGAAUCUACCAUAUUAUAUAAGCAGAUUUUAAUUUGUCUAAAAGAUAUCUAUCUUAUAUUAGAGCAAAUCAAUACACCUGGAUAAAAACAACGGUAUGCUACCACGUGAUAAUAUCACAUCAAUAUAUAAUUAUUCUUAAUUCCACCUGCAGAAUGGAAUGUUUAUAACUAUAUAUUCUUUAGUUAACUAAGAUUUCUUAAUAUGGAAAUCUGACCGUGCUUUAUCCAGUCAUAUAUAAUGCUAUUAAUACAUUUUAAUUAAUUAAAUGAAACCAGUUUAAUUACCAGUUGAGUAGAUAUUUCAUCCGAUUGGUAGAUAGUCUCAGGAGCUUAUUUGGAUGUCUGUAGGUGCAUGAGUUAUGGUGAAAGGUGGUGUUGGUUAGAAAGUCAGUAAAAUUCUAAGUGUUAGAGUUUUAAGAGUAGAGUGUUAGUCUCAGAUGUUGUCCUGGGUUUCUCUGCAUGUCCGAGUUGGAGUCCCCAAACUUCCAAUUCCUCCUCUCUCUUUUUCCUUCUCCUUUGCAUUUCUCUAUCUUCCCUUUGUCUUAACUUUUAAAGGGCCAGACUCUCUGUACGUCAUCAGUUGAUAACCCAAUAGAAGCACUAGAGGUGUGGUUAUCUUCCAGAUCGCAAUUUAGUUAUUUGGUCUAUAGAGGGCAGUCUUGUCCCACUAAACAUACCUAUCCAGGAAAGAGUUAACUUUUCCUGGUGGCUAUUUUGACGUCAUUUUGCGUUAUCUUUAUAGUGCCAUAACUUAAAAUUUCAAAGGGUUUUCUCUUAGUUUUGUUCAGACUUAGUGUCUGCAAUUCCUGCUAUAAUUUCUAAAAUGGCAGAUCAUGAACUAAGUUUAACCUUUUCCGUACAAUGGUACCUUAUAUAUAUAUAGACAGUAAAAUUAAAUUAUUUAAUCUUCUCUGUCAUAAAUGUCUGGGUUUAGAAUUGAUUAUAUUCCAUUAGCAUUUUAGACAGUCUAUCCAACCCCCUUCUCCUUAUCACUUGUUUAUAUUAUGCAUUCCUUUAGCUCUGGCAAAGUGGUUAGUUUUACAGAAUGAAAUCUUGUGUCUUUUUGUUAACUUGAAAAUAACAAAAUGGAGUCUGGUCUGUUCAGAGUGACUCAGAAUAUACACUUUUAGUUUCUAUCAUAGCACAAAAUGUCUGCCGAUAUAAAUACCCUGACAAUCUGCAUGCUGUUAGACUCAGAAAAACAAGCAGUCUGCUGACAUGUGGUAGCCUGAUCCAAUCACAGUGCUUCCCCAUAGGAUUGGCUGAGACUGACAAAGAGGCAGAUCAGGGGCAGAGCCAGCAUGAUUCAAACACAGCCCUGGCCAAUUAGCAUCUCCUCAUAGAGAUGAAUAGAAUCAAUGAAUCUCUAUGAGGAAAGUUCAGAUACUGAAUCACAGGAUGCUGUGCACAGUGCUCUGCUGACAGCAGAUCUGAGUGGAUGGAGGCAUAUUAUGCCUCCAUCAACUCCGAAGUCCCUCUGGUUCACUCUGAGUGAUUGCAACUGGAGGUGUUCCUAGCUUUCAAUGUAAACACUGUAUUUUCUCAGAAAAUACAGUGUUUACAUGAGAAAGGCUGCAGGGAGCUAUAGUUCUCACCUGAACAACCUCAUUAAGCGGAAGUUGUUCAGGUGACUAUAGUCACCCAGAACACUUCACCCCAAUGGGUGCAGUGGUCCUGUCAUUUUGACACUUCAAUGUAAAACAUUACCGUUUUGUAGACACUGCAGUGUUUACAUGGAAGGGUUAACUCCACCUGUACUGGAUGUCUUUCUGACUGCCACAAGAGUCUCUUCCUAGUCCAGACAGCAGAAAUUUGAUUGCAGAAAAGCUGUUUGCCUGUGAUGCCUAGUUCAAUUAAUUGCUUCUCACUGAGAAGAAAUGGAUUGAGGAGAUUGUGGGUGAUGUCAUCAUGGAGACUGACAUCUCUGGAGACGGAGCGGGCAGCUGCAGCAGAGGAGUCCCGGUGCUGGAAACAAAGGUAACUGGAAACAAGUAGUCUUUAUUAAACUAUAUUUUUUUAAUGCAGAGGGGUCAGAAGGGUAUUUAUAGUCUCAAAAUAACAAUUGUUAAGGACUAUAUUGUUUUAUAUUGUUUUUGCGACAAUAUGUUCCCUUUAAAUGGUGCAGUCUAAGCAGCAUAACCCUUACAGUGUGCCAUAGUGACUUUGGUCCCAUGUUAAGCAGUCAAACCAUUUUUUAAUGAUUUGACAUGCACUUUGUUCCCUAGCCAUCUAUCUGGACUUUCUUCAGUUACAACUAAACUGAAAGUUCCCCUAUCCUCUUCCACUCUAGAUGUAUCAGUUUCAUCCUAAUCUUCAUGGAAUGUAUUGGCUGAGAGUGUCAGCUGAUUCAUACAUAUAUAUAUAUUUAUUAGGGAUAGACUGAUUAUCAGUUUGACCGAUAUCGUCUGAUAUUCUGGAUUUUGGAAAUAUCAGUAUCUGCCACUAUUGGUACCGAUAUUAACGAUAAUGUGAGAGGCGUCAAUGGCCCAGCGCAUGCAGGGCUGGCGCAUCCAUAAGGCGGAACACACGGCCACAUUAGUGCGCAAGAAUCGAGUGAGAAAGCCCACAGCACUUCCCCUACCAGUCAAUUUGUGUAGCAUGGCCGAGCGGAGUGGACCGUGGUUUCUUUUUUCAAAAUGGUAAAUGUACAGAAUUUCAGUAAGUUAUCGGCUAUCAGCCCGAAAGUUCACAGAUUAUCGGUAUCGGCUCUAAAAAAAUUAAUAUCGUUCGAUCCCUACUAUUUAUCUAUAAAAUGUACAUAGCUUUCUUGGAAUUAUGGCAAUUUGUCAUGUAGUUUGUUGUGUGUGUGUAGAUAAGUUCCUACAUAUGGAACAUCAAACAUACUCUGUUCUUAUGUUUAGGAGAAGGACACUUCUUUUAUUGCGGGAAAGUGGAGGAUUCAGCAACUGCAGAAAUAUCUAGAUCUCAGGUAGAGUAUGACAAAUCAAUAACUGGUAACACUUACCCAAAGGUUCUUCAUGUGAUGAGCCCUCAACUCGAGUCCACACUUAGUGUGAGUAAAGGAUUUCCAUCCUUAUAAUGAUACAUAGAUACUAUUUUCUCAUUAAAUAGGACAGUCUGGUAUGCAUUUAACCCCUUAAGAACACAUGACAUGUGUGACAUGUCAUGAUUCCCUUUUAUUCCAGAAGUUUGGUCCUUACGGGGUUAAAAUGGUGCAUUUGAAAUGUUGUACAAAUUGCUUUUAAUUUGUUCAGUAACCAUUUGUUUGGAAGUAUAACCUGAUAUCUAACCUGAUCUAUACUUCUGUUGCUUUCUGUAGAGAAAGAAAUUAAAUUAACUUAAUAUGAUCUGUCUUUCAUUAAAUGUUGAUUACUACUGACAUUGUUGUUCACAAUGAAUUCCUGAAUGUUAUCCAUUAUAAACGCUGUGAACAAUUCCACGUUAAAGGACCACUCUAGGCACCCAGACCACUUUAGCUUAAUGAAGUGGUCUAGGUGCCAGGUCCCUCUAGGAUUAACCCUUUUUUUUUAUUUUUAUUUUUUUAUAUAAACAUAGCAGUUUCAGGGAAACUGCUAUGUUUAUAAAUAGGUUAAUCCAGCCUCUAAAGCCUCUAGUGGCUGUCUCAUUGACAGCCGCUAGAGGCGUUUGCGUGCUUCUCACUGUGAAAAUCACAGUGAGAAGACGCAAGCGUCCAUAGGAAAGCAUUAUAAAUGCUUUCCCAUGAGACUGCCUGAAUGCGCACGCCGCUCCUGCCGCGCAUGCGCAUUCAGCCGAAGAGGAGGAGAGGAGGAGGAGAGCUCAGGGCACUAUAGUGGUCCUUUAAGUACUGUAUACAAGUCUGUAAAUUCAUAUCUGAUGUUUUCUGAGAUUCUGUCCGUUUGUGACCGAGCUCUUUUUUGGCUCAUUUGGUACGUGAAGGUUUCACUAUAAUUUAAGUGCACCCAUACAUAUUCUAUACACUAAUCAGUCACAACAUUAAAACCACUGACAGGUGAAGUGCAUAACAUUGAUUGUAUUGUUACAAUGGCACUUGUCAAAGGCUUAUUAAGCAGCAAGUGAACAGUCAGGUCUUAAAUUUCAUGUGUUGGAAGCAGAAAAGAUGGGCAAGCACAAAGACCUGAGUCACUUUGACAAGGACCAAAUAGUCAUGGCUAGAUGACUGGGUCAGAGCUUCUCAAAAGUCUUGUGGGGUGUUCCUGGUAUGCAGUGGUUAGUACCUACCAAAAGUGGUACAUAGAAGGACACCCGGUCAUGGGUGCCCAUGUUAGAUGUUAGUAGUGAAUGUGCAGGAGUGGACGGUUAUUAAUGUGUGCAUGUGGAAAUAUAUGCAUGCAUAUCCAGACACAGCAUAUUAAGUGCAUAUGUAUAUUUAUUUUAGAAGUACGCAUUUGCCAAUGUUUUUACACACAUUUCUACACAUCUGAUGAAUUCACCAUGGACUCUAUAGUAAAUACCGAAUAGCAGAGUAUUCAGGAAGGUAUAUAUGGGGGAAUAUGUGGAUCAGAGGGGUGAAUAUGGAGAAGAGGAUAAGACGUAAUGAGAGGAGGCAGAAGAGAAAAGGGGAAAUAAAAUGUAUCUUGUCUUUAUGACAACCAAAAUCUGCUGGGAAAGCAAAGAAUGGAAUGGCACGAGCAACAGACUGAUACAAAGAGAGUACCUAGCAAUGAAAAAGGGGGUGCUGCAAGGUAUGAUGUGAUAAAAUUAAGACAAUGUUGGCGUGGAUGGAGAGGUAUAGGAGGGCUCGGUUACAGAUGGCAUCAUGCUCGGAUAAUAAGGGAGUGCAGGUACUGAAAUUAGGUGCUUUAAGGGGAGAGUGAGAAGCAUUCAAUUCUGUUUUUAACUACAGUCCAAAGUGAGCAAGACAGAAAAAACUCCUGUGUCUCUGCUUGACAGCUGGGAGGUGUUACAGGAGUACUUUAUAAUGGUAGUUUGCCCUCAUACCUGGUCGUCCUUCCAGGCAACUGGUCUCCUGUGAAGCAGGAUUUGUGACAGUCAGCUUCUGCAGAGCUGUACAAGACGGAUGUCAAUCCUGCCGCUCUUCCACUGACUAAGCGCCAGCUAAGCCAUCCCAGCUAAUGAGUUUAUGACUGCGUAAUGUCUGAGUAAAUUUGCACAGAACUGAUAUUAGCUAGCCACCUGAAGACUCCCCAAUGGCGCAAAGACAAAUGGCACAUAGGUCGUAUAACCCUGAACCUUGAGAUAUUCUAAUGGUUAGUUUUCUUAUUAAACUACUAAUUGUACCAUGAUGCUUACAGAUCUGCAAGAAGUUUUUAACAGUAUUUACAUUUUUAACAUAGGUCUGGCAGUGGGUGAGGCAUCGGGUCAAGUUAGAAGAUGACAGCAGAACAGUCACAAGGAGCCUGGUCCACGAAUUAGUUAAAGAGGUUGUACUGCAGCUCACUAACAUGACACAUGCUUCUGAGAGGUUAGUAGUCUGUCACAAAUCUCUAACAAACAGGGUGAUCCAUUAAACUGGAAAUUGGUGUGAACCGACCAGGGAAUGUCACAUUUUAAUCCAAAAAUGUAAAAAUAGAUGAGUUGGCGAAUUCUACCAAUUGCAGAUAUUUUGUUCUAAAAUUAAAAAUUUGAGUGAAGAACAUCUACAUGAAUUUGAACUAUUCUUGGAAUUGUCCUGGAAAUUAAGUCUAUAUGGAAAAUCUGCAUUUAAAACAUUUUCAUACUGUAAAUUCUGUACCUUGAGUGCUAUUCAGAAAAAAAUUAGAACAUUAUAUAGGUGUGACAAAAUAUAGUCAGUUGCACAUAAAUAUUUAUAAGGAAUCUGCUGUCUUAGUAAGGAAUCCAGAUUUCCAAAAUACCUGCAGAAAUUGUCCAUGUAAUGGAAUUAUUUGAUUGCUGAGCUAAAACACGACAUCUGCUUUAAAAAGCCAUGUGUCCUCAUAUGUCCAGAGCCUUCCCUACAUUGUCACCAUUUCCUAUGGACAUACAUUCUAUGCACUGUUCUUGUGAACCUUGCAUUAUAGGUGGACAUGUGAUAUAGCAGUGGGCUAAUUCUCCCACUCAUGUAGCUGGCAAUACCCUCGACCUUAUUCUAUCGUCCCCCUGGUUCCCCUCUCCUCUUCCUUGACCACUUUGCUGCCUGGCUACCCUACUUCCUCUCUUCCAACAUCCCAUCCCUAAUUCUUGGAGACUUCAAUAUUCCCGUUAACCCACCUUUGACCCCAGCAGCCUCUAAACUACUUUCAAUCACUUCCUCCCUUGGACUUUUGCAGUGGGCUAAUUCUCCCACUCAUGUAGCUGGCAAUACCCUCGACCUUAUUUUCUCUUCUUCAUGUACAAUAUCUAAUAUCUGCAACACCCCAUUUCCUCUCUCUGAUCACCACCUCUUAUCAUUUGCUCUCAAUUACCCCCUCACCCAACAAUCUCAGCCUAACCCCCCUCAGCUCAGGAGGAACCUUAACUCUAUUGACCUCAAGCAGCUGUCAGCUGACAUUGAUUCACAACUGCUAUCCAUCCCUUCCCUCUCCUGUCCCUCACUGGCCAUCUCCACAUAUAACACUACCCUCACAUCUGCCUUGAACGCUGCAGCCCCACUCAAAACAUGCACCUCGAGGAGAACACGACCCCAACCUUGGCAUAAUAAAUCAACACGCUAUCUGCAGAGUUGCUCCCGUUGUGCUGAACGCUCCUGGAGGAAGUCCCGCACCCAGGCAGACUUUCUCCAUUAUAGAUUCAUGUUGCUUUCAUACAGCGCAGCCCUCGCCCUCGCCAAACAGUCAUACUUUUCCUCUCUCAUUAGUUCAUGCUCCCACAAUCCCAGACGCCUCUUUGACACCUUUAAUUCCCUUCUCCGCCCUGCUGUGGCCACCCCCCAAACUAACCUUACAGCUGAUAGCUUUGCAUGCUACUUUACCGACAAGAUUGAACAGCUAAGGAAACAAUUCUCCCCUCCAUGCCGUUCUCUUUCUCAACCACAUGUAAAUCUUGCUUUCCCUACCCUCCAGACUUUCUACCCAGCUACUGAACAAGAGGUGGCUGCGCUUCUCCAUUCCUCUCGCCCCACCACUUGCCCGCUCGAUCCUGUCCCAUCUCACCUCAUCAGAUCUCUCUCCCCUUGUCUUGUGCCUACCCUAACACACAUCUUUAACUGCUCUCUCUCUUCUGGCACUGUUCCUGCUGACCUUAAACAUGCCACUGUAAUACCUAUCCUGAAAAAACCAUCUCUUGACCCAUCCUCCCCUUCUAACUAUCGUCCCAUAUCCCUGCUCCCUUUCUCAUCAAAGCUUUUGGAAAGGCUUGUCUUUACCCGUGUGUCCCGCUUCCUUAAUUCCAACUCUCUCCUUGACCCUCUUCAGUCUGGCUUCCUCCCUCUCCACUCUACUGAGACUGCUCUUAUCAAAGUGACUAAUGACCUAAUCUCCGCUAAAUCCAAAGGUCAUUACUCCAUAUUAAUUCUCCUUGACCUCUCUGCUGCCUUUGACACCGUUGAUCAUGCUCUCCUCCUUCAAACUCUUCAAUCGCUCGGUCUCUGUGACUCGGUCCUCUCUUGGUUUUCCUCCUAUCUCUCCCAACGCUCAUUCAGUGUCUCCUUUUCCAAGGAUACCUCCUCCACUCGUCCUGUCUCGGUUGGAGUUCCCCAAGGGUCUGUCCUUGGUCCCCUUCUAUUUUCUCUUUAUACCGCCUCUCUUGGUAAACUGAUUGCCUCUUUUGGAUUCCACUACCACCUGUACGCUGAUGACACUCAGAUAUACCUCUCCUCCCCGGACCUCUCCCCUGCCGUCCUGCAACGUGUCACUGCUUGCCUUUCUUCCAUCUCUGACUGGAUGUCCUCACGCUUUCUGAAACUUAACCUCUCUAAAACUGAACUCCUUGUCUUUCCUCCUCCUAAUACUGAUCCUCUUCUCUCGCUCUCCCUUCAAGUCAGUGAUAUCCACAUAAGUCCAUCCCUGCAAGCGCGCUGUCUUGGCGUCAUACUUGACUCUGGUCUCACCUUCGAGUCUCACAUCCAGUUUGUUGCCAAGUCCUGUAGGUUCCAACUCAAAAACAUAGCCCGCAUUUGCCCCUUUCUUACGCAAGAUGCUACCAAGGAGCUUGUCCAUGCUCUAGUAAUUUCCCACAUGGAUUACUGUAACCCUCUCCUGAUUGGUCUUCCCAAAAGCCGUAUUGCCUCGCUACAGUCUGUAAUGAAUGCUGCAGCUAGACUGAUUUUCCUCUCUAGUCGGUCCUCUCACACCUCACCCCUCUGCCGGUCCUUACAUUGGCUCCCUGUAUGCUAUAGGAGUCAAUUCAAAGUGCUAACCCAUACAUUUAAAGCACUGAACAGUUCUAGCCCCGCUUAUAUCUCUUCACUGAUCCAUAAAUAUGCCUCUCCACGUAACCUCCGCUCUGCCCGUGACCACCUCCUGACCGCUGCUCGCACCCGUACGGCCAACUCGCGCUUGCAGGACCUCUCGCAGGCGGCUCCUCUCCUAUGGAAUAGCUUGCCUACUGCCAUCAGACUCUCCCCUAGUCUUCAAUCAUUUAAGAAGGGCCUUAAAACUCAUCUCUUCAGGAAAGCUUAUGGCCUCCCAGAGUAAUCUCUACCUUACAUACCUGUCUCCUGCUCUCUCCUAUGGGACAGUGCUUUGCUCUCUCCUCCAGCUCUGCUUCACUCCUACUUGAUAUUUAUUGUCCUAAUGUUUCAAACACCCCACCUCCAAUAGUCUGUAAGCUCGUUUGAGCAGGGUCCUCUUCAACCUAUUGUUCCUGUAAGUUUUCUUGUAAUUGUCCUAUUUAUUGUUACACCCCCCCUCUCAAAAUAUUGUAAAGCGCUACGGAAUCCGUUGGCGCUAUAUAAAUGGCAAUAAUAAUAAUAAUAAUAUAGAGCCACUUUCCUUUGGCGGAUAGUUCUGCAUGGAGUGUCUAUAGACAAAGAUGCUAAUGUAUCUGAUAUGCAAGUUCUCUGUGAUUGUAAAACCCUUUCUAUAGCCAUAUCUAUGUUGUGACAAUCUAACCAUAAUAUAAUUGCCUAGUCCUAAAUUUCAAGUUCAGUGGUGUGACAAACUUUACAAAUAAUGUUAUAUCUGCAUGAAUGUGGGACCCCCAUGUCAGAGUACUCGGCAAUUUGGCUCGAGUGCUUGUCUACAUUUCCGACACAUUGAUUUAUUUCUUCUUGGCUGCUAAACAAAUUAGUCUUUACUUUAUCUUAUGUAUAACUAAAAAAAAAAACACUAGGAUGAGUUAAAAAAUAACUAACUAAAUAAAAGCAAGAGGAAAUAGAAACAAAAAGUAACAGAUCUGCUUUAACUCCUAUCCUAGAACUAAUUGGCUGAAUUUCUGCUCCCUGUCAAUCACUGAUAUACGCUCUACCAUUUGCACCUUUAUGUCAGCAUAAAGACCUCGUCAGAGAUAAGCAUUGUCAGUAGGGAGCGACUCGUUGUAAGCGGAGAAGAAGAUACAAAACUGACAAUUAUCUUGCGGCUCAGUUUAUCUUAGACUUUCACACAUCAGUAUUACAUAAACAUAUAUGUUUGAAAAUAUUGUUGCACGGUUUUUCCACAUGCAACAUGCUAAUUAUAUCUCCUCAUUGGUUGUUGUUAUGCUUGAAAUUCAUUAUUCUAUUGUUAUUUUAUGCCUAAAUCUAUUUCUUCCCUUGUGCAUGUGAUGUAUUGGUGUGGGGACAUGCACUGGUUCCACCACUACCCACUUUCAUACCUCACAAGUGUCCCUAUUUAGGAAGGACAGUCCCUACGGUCUAGGAACUCUGUAUUCUUGGUGUGCCUGAAUUUAUAUCAGAGUCACAGCAGUAAUACUCCCUGUAAUGUGUCUUUUAGAAAUCAGUCUGUGUAAAUAAGAUGUGUUUUGGUUCUAGUUCUGUAGAUUGUUAUUAGAAAGUCAACGAAACAGCUCACCUCUGGCCAUGCACUUCCCUACAAUGAAAGAGUCCUUUUCUGUCCAUUUGAAAUGUUGGGAGGGGUGCACUUUAGGGUGUCCUUCACACCAAAAUAUGGUAAUACACUAAAUGAAUUGGGGGAAAAAAAAAACCUUUGUCCAUAAGGUAUUUAUAUUUACAAUGUAAUGAUUUUAUGAAAAAUGUGAAUGACACUACAGUUUUUAUGUAACUAGUUUAAUUUUUUUUUUAAUCGUGACAUGAAAAUGCUAUGUGUAACAACUUCCGUUUUCCUCUUUCUAGGGAGAAACAAAGACUUCAGUCAGCAGCUGAUUUAUUUCUGGAAAUUAUUCAAAAAAGGGACUUUCCAGAAUUCAUUACAACUUAUUUGAAUUUGGAACACACUUUCCUCAGUAGCAAAAUCUAA
Molecule: messenger RNA, 56729 nt
Organism: Pelobates cultripes (western spadefoot toad)
Lineage: Eukaryota; Metazoa; Chordata; Amphibia; Anura; Pelobatidae
Source: the annotation of a GenBank genome assembly